AAUAAAUACUCGGUGAUAUUUCCCCCCCCCGCUGGAUCAAGUUGACGGUUUGGCCCAAAAUGGCUGGAGAGAAACAGUUAUGAGGAUCGACGGUUUUACCAGGUAUUUACGAAAAAUCAGCCUGCCUGUAGCCUGAAGGUGCUUCCUCCACACAACUGGGGAUCCAGGUGAGACAUGUUUACUGUAAAUCCAACCUUUUCACCCCGCUGGCCGCUUUUCGAGCGAUAUAAUUGAGCCAAAGUAGGCUCGUUUGCAGUGUUAUCACGGUAGCCUUCAUAUGAAGCCGCCAGCUGCUGUGUUUGGUGUAUAUUUACAGUAUGAAAAACAGCUUCAACUCGGGUUUCAGUCAUUAUAAAGAGUUGAUCCUACUUGAAAAUGCACAUGCAAUGAACAGCGGAUGCACACACCUCUCGGAGCUGUCAGUGUGUGUGUGUAGCUGCUGCAGAGCGGGCCUGUAGCUAACCCUGCAGCUGUGCAGCGCAGACAGACGUCAUCAGGCCAGGAUUCCCUGCAGCGGCUGUGUGUGCAUACAGACUUUUGACUGAUAUUACCCCCAGCCCACCUGACUGUCAGCAGUCCGUCACGUGCUUUCCUGACAGACAACACUGUACAGUGACGAACUUUGCAGAUAAUAAGUUAUAAGUCUGUUGGAUUUUGCUGUUUGGGGAAAUGCAUUUGCAAGAUCACCUGCAGCAACUCAUUCAAAAUGUGAGCCUUAUUUGCUUAUUCAAGGUGUGCAGCUGUAGUGUUGAAACCAUUCCCCAGUUGAGGCUGAUGUGUUUAAAUGAACAGUGAACAUAAGGGUUCAAAAAACUCCUAUCUGCUGUUAUCCUGGUAAGAUACACUACAGGCCAAAAGUUUGGAAGUAAGAUCAGAUUUGUACAAAAAAGACCAUAGUUUCAUAUAAUUUGCAACACAUUAAACAUGACUUUUGUUUAAAGAGUAACUUAUCAGAAGAUAUUUUGACUAUAAUUAUUAGGUGUUUGAGUUAUUGUUGCUUAGACUUUGCUUUCUUUAAAGUAACCUCCUCUGGCUUUAACAACAGCUUGGCAUAUACCAGGCAUUUAUCCCCCAAGUUUAUUUAAGGUAUGUUCCAGGGAUAGCAUUCCAAGCUUUCUUAAGUUCAUUAAAAAGAGGCUGCUGAUUCGUGGGACGCGUUUUUCUGACCGAUCGAUCCAAGUCAUCCCACACAAGCUCAAUUGGAGAAAGGUCUGGAGACUUAGGGGGCCAAACCAUCUUUUGAAGAACACCUUCCUCUUCUUUUUUAUCUAGGUAACCUCGACAGAGCUUGGCAGAGUGCUUAGGGUCAUUGUCUUGCUGCAAAACAAACUUGUGACUCACAAGUCUUAGUCCAGAUGGAGCAGCAUGGUGCUGGAGGAUGGAUUGGUGCUGUUCCUUCUUCAUCAUACCCUUUACUUCAAACAAAUCUCCUACUCCAUCACCUGCAAAACAUCCCCAUACCAUGGAACUACCACCUCCAUGCUGAAUUGUGGGUGUAACACAUGGUGCUUUCAGACGUUCACCAGUUUGUCUGUGGACAUAGACUCUGCGUUUUGAACCAAACAGUGCAAACUUGUUUCUAGUCAUCAUAAGUCAAAUUUUUGUGAGCUUUUGCCCACUCAUAUCUCUUUUUAUUGUUCUGUGGACGAAAUAGUGUUUUUUUUGCAGAUACACAACCCUUCAGACCAGCCUUUCUCAAACGUCAUUUCACAGUUGUAAGAGAUAUGGGUUUAGACCUUGUCGUGUUGAUUUCCUCCCUUAUUUGUGGUGCUGUCUAUUGCAGAUCACUCUUACUGGUGAAAAUGCUUUGUUUAUCCUCUUCUUCUGUAGUAACUCUCUUUCAUCCAGGUCUUUUUCUAUCUAACUUCCAGGUUCCUCUAGUCUCUUCAGAGUGUAGUGGACUCCUUUGUUAAACACCUUUAGGUGUUUUGCAAUUUCUCUUUCUGUGUAUCCUAUUUGUGGUAGUUUGAACGCAGUUGAGAUUAAUUAGGAUUUUUGUAUGCAAACUCUCAAAAGCCAAAAAGUUGAAGUGAAUAAUCCAACUGUGAUUUUUAUUUUUAUUUUUGCUUUUGCACUGAAGUUGUGACUCUUGCAAAUGAGAAACUAAAUAAAACUAAGCCCUUAUUAUCUUUUGCUGACAUAUAUUUAGCAAUGGUGUGUUAACAUCAAUGUAUAUCUAAAGGUAAAUGGAGUAAAAUGGUGCAUUUCCAUGAACGCAACAUCUGAUCAUGGAGUAAAUGCAUCGCUAUAAAACUCAUGCUGGAUUUUAAAAAAAAGCAUUGUGAACAAACUAGGAAGUUACUCCCAACUGUUCGGCCUUUAAUGGCCGUGCUUCCAAACUUUUGGCCUCUAGUGUAGUUUCAUAUUUUGUACUUGAAAAAGAAGUUUAUGUGUGGUGUAGUUUAUGCUGACUUGUAGGCAAGAAAUACCAGAAUAAUGUGAGCAAAGAUAAGUGAUUUUUUUCUUUCUCAUGAGACCUUGGGGAACCCACAGAGCUAACUGUGGCUCUAAAAGUGUGUCAACAGUGAAAGGAAACAUGUUGACAAAGGACUGCAAACAGAGAAGUUAGAACACACGCUAUGUAACAGAUUAUCUAAUGGCUCUAUUUGUCAUGUACUCAUCUAUCUGUUUACACUGCCAUGGGUAAAAGUUAUUGUGUAGGUCUUACUGAACAACAUAAGCCACUAUCAAUAGUGGCACGCCAGUAGCAUAUCGCUUCGCCGCUAAAACAUCAUGCAUCUUCAUAAACACUGUGGCUAUGUUUGCACUGCAGGUUUUGAUGCACAACUCAGACUUUUUGUUAAUCCGAUCUUUUUGUGCGGUCGUUAAUUUUACAACAACGAAUGCGGAAUCUAAUGUGAACGGAAUGCAUCCGUGAAGUGACCCGCAUGUGCACAAAGCACCAAUUGCUUUCCGCGCCUGUUUGUGUCGUCGAACAAUGGUGAUGUUUGUCGCAUAUUGAUGAUGUAAAGGUCGGAUGAACGCAACCUGAGCGUCCACACUGCAGUCACAUCGGAUACAUAUCUGAUUUAUAUCCACAUACAAAAGAGGCCUGGGUCGGAUUUGAAAAGAUCAGAAUUGCACUGUACACACUUACAUGAAAAAAAUCAGAUAUGUGUCACAUAUGGUUAAAAAAUCUGAAUUAACCUGUUGUGUGAACAUAGCCUCUGUCUGUAACUUUGUGCUGAUUGGCCUGACAUGGAAAAAAAAUGCCAUGACUAUUAUAACAGAGAGAGAAGUUGCCAAAAGAUGGUCACAUUUUGUUGUGUUGAAUAAUCCCCUCUCUGUGAGGGCCCAAAAAUGCUUAAAAAUUAGAUUUACAAGAAGCUGUCAAAGUGAUGAAGUGCUUUGAUCCUCUGAGUAUUUAACUGAUUGAGUUAGCCACAAUCUGACGUUCCUUUUUUAUUUAUAAAUCGCUGCUCAAUUUAGAUUUUAGGAUACAGGAUUUAAUUUAUGGAGGCCUAUAUGACGUAUAUAACUGUGUUGGAUGCUGUGUCAUAAUCUGUUGGAAAAGUGUCAUAUCACACCACCUGUGAAGGAUGUUCUCCAGGCACAGUGUAGACCAAAUGCUUGACAGAAAAAUGUGAAGACUGUCACAGCACUGGCAAUGUGAGGAAUAAGCUUUCUAAAAAUUUCAAACAGCAAUAACUCUGCAUGACUAAUGGCAAAGUCCUACGUGCUUGUGUAUUGCACCAUUGGCAGGUCAGAGGUCAGAGUCAGAUUUAGAUGAGCUCUCCUAAAGCAAAUCACUGAGUUCCUGAUUCAGAAAAGAACUGUGCAUCCUAAAACUGUGCAAGUAAGGUAGAAAGACAGAGCAUCUGAUUUACAAAGUGCACACAAAGGGUUAGAUGCUACCCUGGCUGGGCAUCUGAAUGAGCUGCUCUUGCUGGUGUUUCAAUGGAGGAAGAUUUAUUGGACUGUGAACAGAUUUAAGCUCUGCAUGGGGGAGAGUGCACAGCAUUAUGUAGUAGAGAGUGACACAAAAUAAAAACAUGGAAGAACUGAACUUUAGGCUUUAACGUCAUUCCUAGGGCUGGGCAAUAUGACCUCAAAUCAAUAUGAUAUAUUGAGCAGUUCACCACGAUAACCAUAAAUGGACGAUAACACCCCCCCCCCAUUGUUUUCAUUUUCAUGUGCUGAUGUUCUGUACUUUGCAACUGUUGUCAAAGCACUUUGUAAACUUCUGUUUUUAAAAGUGCUGUACAAAUAAAGUUAUUAUUAUUAUUAUUAUUAUUAUUAUUAUUAUUAUUAUCUACUUCAGCCGCUCCAGCCGCUAUGACUUUUGAACCGUCCUCCAUCUCCUCACCUGUCUUUCUCUCUUUGUUACGAAGUGGAUGGGGUGAAGUCACGUCUCCGAUGUAGGACAGCAUCUGAAAGGGAUAUGAGACCAUAGCCUACCUACACACAUCCAAAACCACCUUUUAUUUAUUUAUUUGACACUGAAUGUAUUGACAUAAGCAAAAUGAAGUUGGUUAUUGUCAUAAAUUUAGCUAUUGGUAAAUUUUCGGUUUUAUCGCCCAGCCCUAAUCAUCACUGCAGCAUGUUAUGUAAAUUGGACUUCUCAUUUUAAGAGCUAUUUAGGGAUUGCAGUGUACUUUGCUGUAACCCUUGCUUUGCUCGUCACAGUUUGAUGAACACUGCAAAAAGUCUUUGCUGCAUUAUAAAGGUGUAGUUUGGGACAAGUAACUGUUGAAAACUCUUUAAGCCAAGAUUUCAUGGUGCUUUUUGAAGGUGGAAUCCUGAUCUACUUCUCCUACUCAGUGGACAGAUGUUGUGUCUGGUGCUGCUGUCAAUCUGAGAUUAUUCAGUGUCACCAAAGAGUCUGACUGGGGAUUAGUUUGUAUAGCAUUUAACACACCCUCUAAAAUGUUGAAAUUAGGAAUAUGAGCCACUGAGUUGAAAUGAUGUGUUGUGGUGAGGAAGAAAAUUCCCCUCUGGUCAGAGCCAUUGCAUUGGAAGUGAAAAUCUCUCUUUGUGUGGUUUAAAGUAUCUUCCAUCGAGUGUUCUUGGUUUUCCUUUCUGGAUUCUUCAAUUUAUUAUUUUCACGAGCUGCAGCAGCCAAGUUUUUGUCUAAUACAAGACACUGCAAAAAGCCCAUCUUAUGUCUCUGCGCUGGUAGAGUUCACUAAAAAUUGAGACUUUUCCUCACAGAAGAAACUUUAAAAUUAAGUUUUUGCAGAUGAACAGUUGGGGGAAUCCCAGUACAAACACAGUCAAAAAGAAAAUGUCAGUUGUUCUGUUGUUUGUGUUUGUUUCAGGGAAAGUCAGCGCCCUGGUAAAAGGGUUUGGUGUCAGUCUGACAUAAAUGGGUUUCGUGUGUGUCAGAUAAACAAAAGCCUGACUCAUGUUAAUGCAACUUUAUUUGGAUCAGGAAAGAGAAAUGUCUCACUGUCGCACCUACUCGAGCUGCCUCAGCUUUAUUUUGUGCUGAUGAUGGAAAGCAAGUUUCACAAAUCAGCAAACAGUUUUCCACUGUUGGUCCAACCUUCAUACUCAUACAGAAACUCAUCUGACAGGGCCGGCAUUUAAACUCCAUCUACUGGCUUUUCAUAAUCGGAGUUAAAACACCAAUUAGGUGUCAGAUACCAGCACCAGUCUGGAUGUAUUGGUGGUCUUUUUUUGAGAAAUCCUACUCCUGUUUUGUUUGUUGUGAUUGGCUGCCUGAGAAAAAUCAUCACCUAAACUCCUCCAAAGGUUUAGGGAAUAGUAUUUCUCUGGUCUGGCAGAUUAACAUCAUUAAGUUUUCUACUUCCAAUCCUAGUUUUCCUAAACUCUGACAGAGAUAUAAGUAUAAGCCAAACAAUCUGGCCCAGUUAGCUGUGAAACAUUUUUGAAGCUGGAAGGGAGGUCUGAGUGUUUUUGCAGGACUCAUGACCUCAGUAUUUUUUAAAACCAUGGCUACAGCUUCAGUCUGGGUUUCUAUACAUGACCUAAAGAACAACGAUGGAAAUGAAAUAAAAGCAGCAGCAGAAGUUGAAUAAUAUUUAACUAACUGAAUAAAUAAAUGUAACAGGAGUUUUGUUCAUCGACUGAUUGCCAAAAGUCAUUUUUCUGGACAUAAAAAAGUGAUGACUUUGACAGUACAAGCUGCUAUGAUGUGAGGGUUUGCUUGUUCUUCUGUCUUUCUCAUUGACUGUGUAAAAGAAGUGGAUGUAGUGUCAUGGCUUUAUGGUGCUUUAAACUUGAAAUGUCACUGAUAGCCUGCAGGGGGCGACUCCCCUGGUUGGAAAACGGAAGCACUGUUGCACCAAAGCAGAAAAAGAAAACACCCUUUCCUGUCAUCUGAGAUAUAACGUCAAAAAAUUGAAAGUAGUUCUUGGUUUCGACAGCUGUUUUCUGCCUAAACAGUUCUGGGGACUUUUUGGAGAGGAGCUAACCCCUCGGGAGUCCCCCGAGAACUUCAUACCAUGGGGACUUUUUUAGGUUUGCAUUUGCACCGUCAUGGUGAUGGCUGAUAGGAACCUCUUGGUAAUGUAAACUGGAGGAACAGUUGGUGGAGGAAGUGGCUUACAUAGUAAAACUGAAAAUAUGGAGGAUGGUUUGGUGGGAGUUGUGUGUUUGUUGUGUGUGAUUGGGUUUAUAGAGUAGAGUUUAAUGCUUCGCCUAAGUCAAAACCGCGUGGCAUCUCCUUUGUUGCAAAAACACUCGGUGAAGCCUGGACUUCAUUGUCACAGAAACUAGGGGUUGAAGAAGCUGUAAUAACCCACUGGGGCUGCAGCUAUCUAAUUGGAUAAAACAAAAAUUUCAUUAGUUAAAGUGCAAUUAUUAAUAUACAAGAGAAAAUAAAACAUUUAACUUAAUAAUGAACAAUCAAUUGUUUUUCUUUUUUAGAAACAAAGAAAUGUGUGGUAGCGGAUUUCAAAGCUUGUAAGAAAGCUAAUUAUGAAACUUUAAUCAUGUCCGUAAAGACAUUAAUGUCCGAGAGCUGAAUCGCUCCUAUGUUACCUGCUUCUGCUACUACACCAGCAAUGUUAUGCUGCAAGCUAGCAUGAAGAGGAGUGUGCAGAGCAGCGCUGUCUCCGCCCACAACUCAGAGGUGAAUUGCUUAUGAGCUACUGGAGCUCCAUAGAAGGAAAGUCUCUCAUAAUUUAUUUUUUUAGUUCAGCAAAACCAAAACCGCAUUUACUCCUCCUUCUACUGUGGUGACGUAAGCGCAUUGUGUCACCUUGAAUUUGUAUGUGCGAAACAGUGACGAUUUGAGCUUAUAAACUAGUACUCGAAGUAGAGAAAAUUCCUUGAUCAUUUUUUGUAAUCAAGGUACUCAAGGAAUCGUUCAGCCCUAGAACACACAGUUAAAAAUGUAGUUAAAAAUGGGGCACUACUUUGGCCUAGUGGCUCCAUAUACACUCCUGAUGGGGUCCAAUUCCAGCCUGCGGCCCACCCCCCUCUCCCUUUUCCUUCUGGAACAAUCUACUGUCCUGUCUUCUCAAUGCACCCUCAGAAAAGACCUCCAAAAAUGCAUCUGACAAAAGAAAUAAUUGAUGGAGGACAAUUCAAAAAGGUCAUGUACAAUAGGCUCCAAUGUCACCACCUACCUGCUGCAGGUACCGUGUUGUCCUGUGGGAAAUGUCUGAAUUUUUGUCUCCACUUCCUGAUGUUUUAAAGACCAAAAACUUUGUUUUUUGAUUUAGAAAGUCUGUGGCAAAUAUAUUAUAAGUUUGAAUCCCCCAGAGAGCUCUUAAUUGAAUUCCCCUUUGGCGAUAAAUGAAGUUCUUCUAAUUCUUAUUCUUGUCUUUGUUUCUGUGGAUUAUCAAAAGAAGAAGCCGUGGUGCUGGCAGAAACCUCAGCAGGGAUAUUUUAAAGUCUAAGAAGGUAACGCUUUGUCGUAUAUAUACCUCAGCCUCUAAGUGGCAAAAUAUGUCUCUUCUUAAUUUGGAUGAACUGCUUUUAACUUUACAAACUGGCCCACUCAACCUUAAGUGGCUGCAGUCUGUUUGCCUUUUGGAGAACUCUGAACCUUCAUGUUAUAUAAGUUCAGGUCACAUCAGUUAAAGCAGCAGAGAGUCAACAGGCCUUACAGUUCAUAUGAGGAGUAUGAGACACAGCUGAUCACAUGAGUCAACUUCCACUUUGGCUCCAGUUCAUCUCUGAGAUUUACAUUCAUGGUUCAUUAGCAGCUUCUCACUCAAUUAGAGAAUUAGUUUGCCCGUGCUUUUUUACUGUAAAUGUUUUUUGCAGACUCAGAGCCGCUCUCAGACUUAUAGAUGAGUCAGAACGUGGAAAUCCCUCCCUUCCUGCACAUGCACAAACACGCUGCGUCUUUGACUGUGACGGCCCCCUUUAUCACGCAGCCCACCGUGGGAAACAUCUCGUACUUUAAGGUUCAUUGCAUACAUCGAUUAUAAAAGAUGACUUACAAUGUGUGAUAUCAUCUAUCAGCAGAAUAUGAGCAAGGGGUCGGCAUGCAGACCUGGCAUCCAGUGUAAACACAUGCCAGGCAAACGAGUGCAGAGUUUACUUUGGCUGCUGAGCAGUUCCAGUGUGGUUUCACAUGUGGCUAGACGAGGAGGGGUGGAAGCAGGCAGAGGAAACUUAGAUGCUUGUCUAACAUUUCCGCUCAAUCAUAACCGUGAUCAUGUUACCAUAACACACACAAGACUCUUUGCUCAGGCGCCACUCAUCGCCAUGCUUUGAUGUAACGGUCUGAGGAGAAGGUAAUAACAAAAAAGUUGAGAGUGUUCCCAAAAUCUUGUUGACAUUUUGCAUGAUUGGUAUGAUAAUGCAGCCAAACACUCAGCCAGUCAGUCUGCACGGAGCAGUGUGCAGAGUGGACACUGUAGCUGCUGCUAAUUGUGUUUUUCUGAGGUACAUUUGGCUUUGAGGCUUGGCCCACUUUUUCAAUUAUGGCCUCUGUACAUUAUGAGGGUAAUAUAGGCAGGAAUUAAAAUGCAGCUCUAGCCUGAAAAUAUUAAAAGGUCGGUCAGCUUAGUGAGACUUUAUAGAGACAGAAUCCUUUUGUGCAGGUUUUGGCGGUUCUGACAAAAUCACAAAGCCCAUCAGCUGAUUUAUCUUGAUUUAAUAAAAAUGUUAAAGUCACAUUUCCCUCUGGCUUACCUAAAAAAAAGAAAAAAAAGUUAUUUUUUAGGUAUACCUGGGCUUUAAGCAUUUGAUUCAAUCCUGUCUGUUAAGUGCUGCCCAAAGAUGUCAUGAGUGGAGCGCUGAAGAACAAGGAAAGUGCAUCUCCUGUCUGAAUAAUGAAUGGAGACCAUAUUGUGGAUGGAAAAAAGGAGGAUGUGGUUCAGUAAUAGUCUGGUUGAACAUUUCUUUCUCUGCUAAAUUGUUGCUCUUGCCCGACUCUUGUUUCCAAGAAAAGUUAAUGAAAAUUACAUGUGAAGCCUAAUGAGUGACUUUUACAGGAUUUGUAGGCUGCAGGCAUGUUAUUACAUUAGGCCGCCCCUUUGAGCAUUUGAAUAGUUUCUGGCUUUGUUCCAUUUUGUUUAGCUGUGCGCGCGGUAAAAGUUUGUCAUUUUGCGGUAACAUCACAAGAGGCUGGUGGGAGUGGAGUGGACUGGAUCUGUCAUUUCACUCAGUGUAAUGAUGCAUUUAUGGUACAUCAUAAGUCUCUGCUAAAAAAGUGAAGUCAUACAGUUUUAAUGUGGAGUACAUUGAAUGUACCCACCUUUUAUUUGUACCGCUGAGUUGCCCUUGAGCAAAGCCCUGAACCCCAGACUUGCAGCCAACACAAGACAGCAUUGAAGUUUUUCAGGACCAUUUUAACUGACUUAAAUUACGUUCUUAUAAAUCUACAUUUGUGUUUUUUUUUCAGAUCAUUUUUGUUUAUUUCAGAACUUUGUGUCACCAAAAACUUUUAGUAGAGCUGCCCCACUUACAGACAUUGAUUUACCAGUUGUGCAUAUCUUUUUAGAAUUGAUUUAAAUUGCACUACCACUUCACUUAUAAAUGGUGCAUUUCCCACAAUAAACUCCCAGAGAGCUCAGCUGAAAAGUCAAAAGCAAUAUGCACUUUGUGCCAAACAGAUUUAGAAUACCACUAAAGUUCUGUGUGUUUAAACUACCGUCUUGGAGUCAAGCAUACAGGUGAAGCCCAUCAGACUGAGAGUGCUGUUUUAGAGUGAGUGGAGCACAUAAAUGAAACACAACUUACGACAUUAACUACUUUGCUAUAUGGGUUGUUGUGCUGUAACUACUUAUAAGCCUUAUUGUAUGGAACAAUGGUGUUGUGUACUGAUGCUGUUUUAAAGAGAGGAGAAAGCUUAAGUGGAAGUCCUUAAGAAUGAGGUGAUUUGAUUCCAUAAACAAGACACUUAUGAGAAAUAAGAUGAUUAUAUGAACUUAUAAAACAAUUUUGAAAUAUAAAAAAAUGAAUUUUUGAAACCUGUGAAAAAAUGUGAUUAAUCAGGGAUGAACAAUUUUGGAUUUUUACUGAUAUCAGAUAUACUGAUAUUUUGAAACCCAUCUUUAGAUUGCACUGUUAAACACAUUAUUUCUGUCUGUUGGUUUUAGAAACAGAAAUAAAACAAGACAAACAUCUGAUUCUUUAAAGAUACUUUAAAGAUACCCCUGUGGUUUUAAAAUUCAGCAAUUCAUCUAGAUGGAAAUUCAAUACUUCAAAUUCAGCCACUGUAAAACAAAUAUUAGAGGAAUUAAAACAAUUGAUUUCUCCUUUGGUUUUUAUUGGUUUGGAAGUAAGUAACUUCCCUGUAAUAUGUAAGUUUUAUACUCAAUGUGUAUUAUGUUUUCAAGUUUUAAUAGAAAAUAAAUGAUUAUGUAUAUGGGCUUUGGAAAACACUUCUUUAGCAUUGGUACUAGACAAUGAAAGAUUACUACUGUAUACGCUUCACUACAAGUGAUGUAAGUCUAACACAUCAGUCCUGAACUUUCUACCCUGGUUUUAUUGAAGUUUAGGACAGCAGGGUUUUACAGCUUUGGGUUUAAAAAGAGGAUAAAUAUAGUAUUUAUCAAAAAUGUUGGGUGUAGAUUAAUUAAAAUGUUAUUCCGUUCAUUUCUUGAAGAACAACGGGGCAGGUUAGUUCCUGGUUUAAUGUUUUGUCCUAUUCAAAGACGUAUUUAUGUCGACCAGAUGAAAUUAGUCAAUUAGUGUCAGACGCUGGGGAAAAUAAGUCAUUUUGAGCCUGUGUGUGUUUAUUCUGUCUGAGACAGGCUUGUGAAUCUGAAACCCAGGCCCACGCCUUGUCAUUCCUCUGCGGUCCCUCCCACCCCGGCGGUGGGUGCUGCACGUGCAGCAGAGCCAGCAGAGAGGCGUUCACUUUCAUCCCCUGUCAUUUGGCUCGUUCCCAGAUCUCCUGUCUAACCACGGCUCAUUUCUUGGCUGGUCCCGCCCACUGUCCCCGCAGCCUCCCAUCCCUCUGCGUAUCUGUCUUGCAAACACAUUUGUGUGUCUCCCUCUCUUCAUCCCACAGCUAUGAUUUAGGCGUCAGGGCUGCUCCCACUCCCUCCCCAGGCCUGGAUCGAGUUACCCUGCCAUUACUCAGUCGUUCCCCCUGCGAGGGUGCUCCAUGUCAGGCAUAGUGGAGCCUGCCUGCCUGCUCGCUGCCUGCCUCAUCGGACCUGCGGACUAGCACGGUUCGACCACAGACGCCCCUGGUCAGUGGAGUCUCUCCAGCUAUGGCACAGACUGCCUGGAAAAUUAUGCAGACGAACGAGCGGCAGGGAGUGGGGUUAGCUGCACUCUGGAUCUGUAUUUUCAAUCUCAUGUGGGGUGAAGGAAACUCAAGCAUAUAUGUGCUGCCUUCAGGAACCACAGGUUAAAUUGGAGAUCUUUUUGUUGUUGUUUUCGCCCUCACUCUUACACCACAAACUUUACUGUGAGCAGCACAACAAGGCCCAGCCCUGCCAUGCGUCACAACUUGACUGGUGAUUUGUGGACCUCAUCGUUUUAUGGUUAUGUAAUGUCGGUUUUCCUGACAAGUAAAACCUCUUGUUAAACCCCACGCCGCCCUGUUCCCAUAAAAGUGAGUGAUGCAGGCAGCAUUCGAGGGCCGCACCAUCCAGUUAACGGUGGUCUCUCUUCCUACAGGACGCAGGACAGGUUCUUGUCCAGCUAGCUUAGCCAAAGUAUGACACUGCAGAAAUUUUUACCAUCCAAGCUAUUGCCUGAUGAAUGCUUGCUGAGUAAAACCAUUGAAUCCUAUUGGUCUAAUUUAUGAGAGUAAGUGAGCGAUGGUGUACCUGUGCCCCUGCCCACGCCCUUUCAUAGAGUGUAAAGUUUUAUUGAGGCUACAGCAUCCUCCUUCUCCUAUUAAGCCUGUUGUGCACUCUACUGGAGCCAUAACUCCCCUUCUUGCUAUCGCCAAGCCUUCAGCUCCUCAGUAAUUUAUUUAGAGUCUGACAUAUGGCUGUCCUGCACCAUGCGAGGUAACAUAUCGCACAGGAAGGCCCGCUCAGGCUAGGCUAAUCCUUUCUAAUUGAAAGGGAGGCAGCGUCGUGGGCCAGUGGCUUGUAUGUCGCUCAUCUCUCUCUGCUUGUUUUACAGUAAUGAGACAUCUGGGGCCGCAGAACAGAGCUGUUUGUAGAGGCAGGAACGACUCCAGAGCCUGAGGGCCUGUGAGGGCUGUCACAGACGAAACAACAGAGCUGACUGCAUGUUUGCUUGUGUCUGCAUGUUGGCAUCUUACUUUGACUUGGCAUAGACUCACCGGCCAUGCUAAUGUUAGAUGAGAUUUAUUUCACUGGCAAGGAUAAUAUAUUUGGGAUAUUUAGGACAAGGGUAUGGCUAUUUAAGGGUGAGGGAGGAUGUCUUUGCCCAGAAGAGGGAGUCUUAUUUUUGGCCGACAUUCCCUACUUCUCUUGUCUGUGUCUGGAACGCUUUUUAAAACUACAACUAGAAGUUCAUCUGAGGGUUUUAUAGUUGAGAGGAUUUGAUGUUAUGUCUCAGUUAAUGUGUUUGAAUCUGUUCAAGUUUGUGAAGAUAAAAACAGGCAGGUUAGUGUAGAAUUAGUUAUUUAGUGGAUUAUUAGUUCUGGUUUAUUGGGCCUUGUUUAAACCAUGACAAAGGUUUAUCACAAUUAGGGCUGCAAAAAUGAGUUGAUGUCGACAAAAAUCGAUAAUGAAAAAUGUCAACAAUGAAUUCCAUUAUCAACUAUUGUCACCAGAUGUGUUUUUUUUUUACAGUGGAGUGAGGAACCUUACUUCAUUACGAUCAGAGUUACACUUGCGCAAUAGCACCUCCGCCGAGCAGUAGGGUAUUCAAACGAGCUGACUAUUAAAAUAGUCGUUAGUUGCAGCCCUAGUCACAAUGCAGUUUUUCCUUUCUUACACGUAACCAAACAGUGAAUGGAAAAUGAAACCCUGUUGAGGGCUUUCAGGCACUUGUAUUUUUGGGCUGCUUUAGCUCAGCUGCAGACUUAUUAUUUUGAGAUUUGUUGUCGGUGCACUUAAACUUUUUCUUAAAUCUACAAGGUUGUCAACAGAGAAAGCAAGAGCAACAGCAUUACAAGCUGCAAACUCCUCGAACCAAGUCCCAAAAUGACAACAAACCACAAACCGGACCAGUUAGAGCCAAGAAAGGAUGGUGGACUGAGGGCAGCCUAACACCACACAGCUUGAAGCAGGGUCGCCUGGCUUGGGUCCUCUGAUGCUCUCUGCUUCAAAAAUGACUAUAAGAGGAGUCUGCUAAACUUGUUAUGACCAAGACUUGGAGGUGGUUAAACUGGUGGCAACCUUAGAUAUCAUUAUUCCCCAAACUGUGGUUCAUGGUUCAGUUCAUGAUGACUGUAGCAGAUUUCUGACUCUUUAAAGGGAGCUUUUCUUUGCCACUGCUGCCAGAUGUUGCCAAGUGCUUUGUCAUGGUGGGUUCAUGUUUGGUCCAUCAAAGUAUUACACAUUAAUUAAACAGUAUCUUCAGGUUUAUGCUUGGACUUCCAUGACUCUAUUAGAGGAAGCAGGUUCAAAUUAAACAUUUGAACCUGGAGGGUUAUGGCUUCUGGUUUUAAGGUGCAGUGUCCAGAUUUGGAAACAUUGAGCAAUAUCUAGCAGGCCGAUUCUGUAUUGUAAUGCUCCUUUGCUCACUCCCUUCAUCUCAGUGAUGGUGGUCUUUUGGAACCAGAAGCACCUGUAAAGCGUGAAGAGUACGAUCCUUCAGUUUUUUUUUAAUCUUAUAUCGUCAAUACAACUUCUUUUGCACACAACUACUUUUUCUUCUUUAUCUUCCAACAAGCUCCUAAAUCAGACAUAAACAAACGUGACCACGCCCGUUACCACCUGCAUGCAAACUCACACAAGGCUAUUGGCGCUACCCAUCAAUGCUGUUAUCACGCCAUAAUCAAGUUUUAAGAGAAAGCUCCUCAGUUAAAGUGACAUGCAUGAGGGUCUGACAGUGCCUAACACUAAGGGUGGAAGAAAAAAUUGAUACAGCAUAGUAUCACGAUAUUUGAUAUAUCAAAUAUCAUUUACCAAAUAUUGAUUUUUCAAAUUAUUUGCUAAUUUGGAGUCAAAUCUAUGAUAAUGUAAAAGAAAAAUCAACUGUUUGUCCAGGGAGGUUGGCAGAGGUGACGUCAUAGAGCAGGAGAAAGUUAGUGCAACAAAUAUAUAAAAGGUUUGCAUGAUGUGCCACAUAAAAAUAAAAUACUGUAUAAAUAAGACAAACACAAAGGAAAGCCAAAUGCAAAAUUAGCUAAACAGUAGAAAAAUUUGUAUAAAUCGCAAUAUAUUGUAUCCCAAUACUCACUGUAUUGCAAAAUGUUAAAGAUCGCAAUAAUAUUGUUUUGUGGCCCAAGUAUCGUGAUAAUAUCGUAUUGUGGGGUCACUGGUGAUUCCCACCCCUAUCAAUGCUACUGUAGGCUUAAGUUCUGCACUCUUAACUUUGCACAGUUGAAAUAACACACUGUUUUUUUCUGUUGUGCAUUAAUCCAACAGUCACUGCAGAUGUUAGAGGUCUCUUAGUUUUAACAGUCAGUCUCAUAGUAGCUGAAAAUGUAGAUAAAGUGUAACUUCAAUAAAAAGCUCUUCUUCUUUCCCUUGUAUCUUAGGUAUGUAAGUAGAGGAUAUUUUGGGCAAUAAUACUUGAGCUGAUACUGGCACUGUUGGCUGUCUGAAUGGUAGGAUGACCCAGUUCCCUUCAAACUUCUUCUUUGGGUCUUUAAUAUUGCCUUUUGAUUGUGUCAUCAGCCGUCCUACGAGAUGUCUUUAGAGCUGUUUCUCUACAUUUUUUACAGAAGCACUGUAGCUGGAAUGAAUAAUAUCUUUAGCCAGCUUCCACAUAUGAACAGCUAGCUUUGGCUCUUUUAUGAAAAAUACUGUUAUUAUGGUCUACAUGGUUGGAUUAUGAACCUGAACUACCAAAAGACUAUCGUGUUAGUGCAUUAUUUACACCCACGAGCUUGAGCAUUUCCGCAGAGAGAUGUAUAACCUCUUGUUGUCCAGGUUGAGUGCAGGGUUCGCGCAGUUGCUCUGAGUGUUACUUGUAUUUUCUCAGCUUUUUGGUAAUGCUGCCUUGUUUAUAUGCAGCCUUACUGGCCUUGUUUUGCCCUCUUUUCACCCUGUAAUACGGACCUUGCAGUGUUAAGGCAGGUCUGCAGCUACACUCCAGAUCCAGUUGGACACGCUAAGCCCUCUACAGCUCACCAGAGACCUUUAAAUUACUGCUUUUCAUGAGCAGAAAAGCACCUCACAUGUUUGAGGAGACUUUUUUCUCCUUGUUUGUCGUUAUUCUCCUCGCUCUCUGCAGCAAAUACACACACUUAAAGGGUUCGCACAUUUGAUAUCUUUGCUGAUGCUGUCUUUGCUGUUGAAAGUAGAAAUAAAAUACUCACGUGUCAGCACAGCACCAGAAUCACUGCAUGUUUUAUCCCACUAAGGGAAAUAUACCCUCACAUUUCAGAGGUAUGAAACUGACUAACCUUGGCAGAGAUACUUGAAGGGCUUAAGGUUAAUACUAAACUGCUGUAAUCCAUGAUUUUGUUGGUUUGAGAGCAGAGAUAGCAACGGUUCAGCAUGUACCUGUCAGUACUAAAUGAUUGCUUAUUUCCUGCCAGAGAGAAGGAGUGGAGGGGGGGUGGCGAGGUGGAGUAAUAGCAAGCAGCUGCCUGAGCUGGACCUUACCUCUCCUUUCUGCCGCUCUGCCAAAACACCUACUUUUUCUUGUGUUCUGCACAGCCUGUUCAUGAUACCGGCCUCUGUAGGUGGCGUGUAAUCAGGAUGAAGUACCAAAAAAAGCUUGAUCCACCUUGAUGAGUGCUAACUUCCUGUGAGGCGAUGUUGGGAGUAAGAAUUAUGGGCAAAUGAAAAGCGUUAUUGUUUGUCCGACUCACUUACUCACUCACUCACUCGACGCCCACUGCUUAUGACAAUCCUUUUUAUUCUUCCUACUGCGGCUUUCUUUUGUGAUUAGCUAAAUGCUUCAUCGAUCCGCCAAGUUGAGGCACCCGGAGCGAGGGAAGCCAUAUUUAUCAAACGGUGAGAGGAGAGCACAGGAUGUUGCACCGGCUGUCCCUCUUUCAUUGGAAAACGAUAAACAUAAAUCUGUGGAAUGCGUCCGUGUGAUAUAAGUCUACCCCGGACUGUAAAGGAGGAGGAGGAGGAGGAAGAAGAAGGGGUUUAGGCCCUGAUCUUCUCCGCUUCCCUCAGGCAGAAGCAUUGGAGAGCCUCAGCUCUAUGGGGUUUGCUGACAUUUGAAGAAAAAAAAAAGCCCACCUUCAGCAAAGGCACACUUGCAAAUCAGUGUCACAAGUGCAGGAUUGGUGCUUUAGAAUAAGAGCGAGAAUGUGAGAGCUUCUGAGGAGGCCCCUUCAGCAAUGCAGAGGGACUCUGCACAGGGCAAGCCUUCUCCCCGUGAAUCACAGCUAAUUAACGAAGUAAUUAAGAUCAGAAUCUCCGCUCUGAGAAGGACUCUAAAUUGUCUAUACAUUCAAAUAGGCCAUCAAAAGGAAAUCCCUUCCAUUCAUGAAAGAGGGUAAAAUUAAAGCGUUCAGACCCUCUCCUCUCUAUUAUCCCCGUCGUGUGUCACACAAGGGACAUCUGUUGAAAAGAGCAAGCCAAUGUUAUGGUGAGUUAAAACCCUCUCCGCUCCAUCAGAAGCACUGUUCAUAAUGCAUUCGCUAUACAUAUUUCAGCCUGAGUGAAUUUAUUUCAAUAAAUAAUGUCACUCCAAGGACACGCUUCGAUCUUUCCAUGGCAGCCGCGCUGACUGUAAGCCACACCGUAUUGUUAUCUCAUUCCUCUUGUGGGAAAUGAUAGAUUAACAAACAGUUUAGAAGCAGGACACUGAGCAUGUCCACACUUUUAUCAUCACUGCACAUUGCCAAAAUAGCCUCUCUGUAUGAUGGAUGUAUUUUCCACUUUUAUUCUGCUGCUACAAGCUGCAAGGAGAUCUACAUGUCUGCCGUAAUGUUAGGGCUUACUGGGAUCCUCAUAUAGAGGAGGUGAUUUAUGGCUGGGAUUAAGUGCAGUGGGCUUCUUUGGUUGGCAGUAUUUAGUUGGUGCUGUCCCUUUGUGGAAAUGUUGAAAGCUGUAUGUAUAAAUGUCUUGUGGGACUUUUGGGGGAGGUGCUGCUGUAUUCUCAUAUGUCAGGUAAACAGUCAGUGUCUCAGUCAGGCUGCAUCACCACAGUCACUAUUAACACCAUAUAAUACAGUUCAAAUAUGGUUUAAAUCUUCUACUGGACUCCAUUAAAGCAGGAGUGGUGGCUGGCCAUAGGGCUAAGGCUGUAUCUUUUCUUACUCAGACACUUUCAGGUCACGGUUUGUUUUCAGUGUUUCCCACACAAAGAUGAAAUCUGAUUGGGCUGCCCAAGUAUAGUUUUGGCCCCUGAGUAUAUUGACCAACCAUUUCCACAUUUUCUGUAUUUAUUAUCCAUUGGAUGACCGUACAUCCUCUUUUACCAGGACAUGUCCUCUUUUAUGGGGGCUGUUCGGCCUUGUCUGGCUUUGUCCGGGGGAGUUUAUAAAAUCCUUCAAAUGUCUGUGGUUUUGUACAGAAGUUUUGAGUUUGUGUCGCAUGGACUUACUGAGUCAGAACCCCUAAAAAAUACUAAAUCUGAUCCGAAAAACUCUCAAAAUUAACUUCGUGUGAUUCUGUGACUCUGCCCCUGCCCCCGCGUAGUCAUGUCCGCUUUUUGGGAUUCAGAAUAUGGUCACUGUAAUCAUCCACGAUAAAUGAUUUUAACCAUCUCUGCCCAAGGGCUGUUAAGUCCUAGUCAACUAGUUGACAUUGUGGUCGAUACAUGCUGAGUCAACCAAAAUUUUGAUUGGUUGACUUGACUUUUUUCAGCGUCAGUUGACAGUCUAUGGUUAAUUUCAUCAGGAGGAACAUACCAAGUGCUAAUGGGGGUGUUUUCAGAGCAUCCCUAUUGCACAGAUAACAGAACCUUGUCUUGACAAUUUUGGAUUCGCCCAACCCACUGGAAACCGGCUGGGGAUAGGAAGACUGAAGAGCGUUCACGUUAAUCAACGUCUGGUGGUUUUCUGAAUAUAAUGUUUGUGUUUAAUCGCCUUCUUGUGCUGAUAUUAGUAUAUUUUCACCCCACCAAGCCAUGCUCCCCCAAGCCGUGUCAUCCCCCAGAAGGGGCUGCCGUUAGAGUCAGACCCCCCUCCAGAUUAGUCAAUUGUUAGUUGAGCCACAAUUUCUUUGGUUGAUUACAGCCCCUUGAUCAAGAUCAAGUUGUAACAGCUUACACCAAGUCAAAGCCUCUCACACAGUUGUCAUAAAAGCUUUGUGCAGCUGGUCUCUCAGAUUAUGUUAUUUUUGUACUUUCUUAGUUUUGGAUCGCUGCAAAGAGGCACAUCAUUGAAAAGCCUUGUUCCAUACAUGAAUCACCUGCAGCGAUAACUCAAUAUCGAGGGAAAGAUUUCAAGAUAUGAAGUCAUGGCAACAAUUCCAGGGAAACACUGGUAUAGUUUUCUUUGUCCAGCUUAUUUGUAGUUUUCUUGCAACCUUGUAUAAGUAAUUCACUUAAUAAAGCGAUUCAAACCAGCUUUCUCUCUCAGAUAGCUGAUCUGGGUGCUGUCAUUUUCUGCCUGGCUUGCACAUUUUUCCUUGUUUUAUGUGGUUUGAGUGAGUAAAGUGAUCAUGCUUUUUAAAUAAUUGGCAAUAAAGGUCAAGAAUCAAAACCAGAUUGAAGAUCUACUGUGUCCGUGUUGUGGUCCACCUGCCUGGCACACUAUCAUAAGGCCCAGAUCCAAAGUUCUGUGUGUGCAUGUUUCUGUUCGGCUGGUGGGUCACAGGACAGUGCAGGAUUAGGCCUCUUACAGCAGGACUGACUGGCUGAAAAGUGUUUUCUGCUCAGGGUACAAAGCAAACCCCUGUUUCCUGAGCUGUCUUGUGCAAUUUGUGCUGAGCUCAGUGCAGAGCCAGAACAUUUCCACUUGUGUUUCACCUCAGCCUAUAAACUGUGGCGAAAGAUAGACCAGGUCAAACCGGUGAUGGGGAAAUUCAGAUGGAGUCUAUGUUAGGUUAGAGGCCGCUGGCGCUUUCUUCAGUGCUGUUCUUGGAUUGCAUUUGACCCCUGGGUCUUCACACGUCACCUUUCUGAAAGCUGAUGGAAGUAGAAAAGUGGAAGUGAUCUUUACAGAUUCUUAAAAGUCUUGUCUAAAAUUAGCCUUUGAAAAAACCUCACUAACCUAUAAAAGCCAUCAAGCUCCCUUUCAUGUUACAGUAAAAAUCAGCCACAUAACCAAAAUCACUUCCUGUUCUCUUUCCUCUCAGGCAGGAAGGGGUUACUCUCCAUGUUUCCUGUCCUAUUCCCCUGAGCUCCGGCUACGUUCUGAUUGCUUUCUUGAUGUUAAACAUUCCCAGGCUCCUAUAACCUUCUAGUUUGCCUCUGCUGUCCAAGAGCCGUCCCAGGUGAACGAGUGGGCGAACCUCCUGUUUUUUAAGGAUAAAAUCUCUGCGUUUUUUUCUUUUUUUCUCACAGGGGGUGGGAGAUAUGGGGACUGGAGGGGCAGGGAGCCAUGAGAUGGGAAAGCAUUCCUUCUUUGCAUUCCGUUUUGUUGGCGUAAGGCUGUGGGAAAGUAUGUUUCCUCCUGACCGUGGUUAUCUUCAGACUGUUUUUGUAAGAACGGCCUGUUAAAAAGCUGAAGAUUUAAUGAUAAAAAUGCACAAAGAUACUUUUAAAUUUAAGCAAACAGACUUCGGCUUUGCAAUAACAAAUCAUUGAGCUAAACUUGUUCUGCAAUAAAAACUGUAAAAGUUGUGAUUCAUUCUUGGCCCAAAAGAUACAACCUUUACCUUGAGCAUUACCAUUACGUUGAAUGUUAGCCGAUGACAAGGGCUGGGACUAACCUGUGUCAUUAGUCUACUUUUCAUUGAUUUUGAGAUAUUUAGCUGACAAAUCAGGGUGUAUGCACACUUGGCAUUUACACACUUAUUCACUAUCAUUAAGGUGUCAUACAGAUGUUAUAUUCCUGUACUAAAUGUGAGAUAGCCAUUCUAAUGACCUUAAGUGCAUUCUAGCAAUAAGGCAAGGGAAGAUAAUUCAGUGUUGUCUCCACAACAAGGAAAUAAGCAUUUUCAUAGCAAUAACAGCAAAAAUAUAUGUAAUCAAAUAAAGCUUUUUCGAUUACCAGUCAGUCGGGAUGGGCGAUAUGGGCUAAAAAAUUUAUCACAAUAAGAUUUGCCUUUCUGGCGAUAACGAUAAAAGUCCCUCCCAAAACAAUUAUAAUUCCAAUCUCUAUUUUUGACUUAGUUUGACUCCAACUUUCACCAGUUGGAGUAGUCAAAUAUGAUACUUAAUCACAAAUUGAGUUUUAGGUUAUGGAGAAAACUAAUGACAUCAAACAAGUCUCAAAUAUGAAAACAUUUUCAACAUUUGUUAAAAACUCUUAUUGCACAGAGUGAACAGCAGCAGAUCCACUGUUUGAUGUCAGGCAUACCUGAUUGCACUCAUCUAUGCCCAAAUCUUGUAGAAAAUCCUUCAUGUGGAGCCUCGUUCAGUAACCAGCUGCUCAGAAACGUCUUCAUUACCUUUGGUCAUGUUUGUUUGUUAUUCUGCUCUGUGUGGGCUAUGGCUGUGAGUCCGUCUCCCGCUCUUACAUCAUCAACUUGCAUUUAUCGAAUUUAUCAUGAGAUGGCAAAUAUUUAUCGUGGAGGAUUUUUCUGACAACAUAUCGUGAACGAUAAUUUAUCGCCUUUCCCUACUUGCCAGGAUACACAAAUAUUUGUUUACUGCAGACUAAAAUGAAUUGUAUGAUUGCCAAAAAAAACGUUGCAUAGGGUGCACUUUGGAUCCUUUUUUUGUCACCUGUGAAGCCAAUUGCAUGUUUAGACUGGUGUUACCAUAAACCCUAUUUAAGAUCCAAAAAAGUUCUUUAAUUCUGCGAUAAUGUUACAAUCUUACUUUCAUUUCUUAAUAACUUUUCAUAACAUUAAAUCACAAAUCUGUUUCAACAGAAUCCUGAGAUUUGGAAAGAUUUCCAUUGAGUUUUUUCCACCCCAGUGUCACAUGUAGGUGCUGAUGUUAUUGUAUUGUUUUAUAUGUAAGAUGAAGAAAACAUCCUGAUUGAAAGUAGCAAUAACUUUAUUAUUCCUGUAACAUUUGAUAGUAAACUUAGUCAGCAUGUGGGUCAUGGAAAUGAAGCGCUUACUGAUACUCUAAGAAACGAUCUCACAAUGAGCAAAAAUACCUUUGCAGUUACAGGCUGAACAUUUCUAUUGUGGAGUUCAUGGGGUUAAAGUCUGAUGAAAUAAAUAAAUAUGAGUCAGUCAUCUUGAGGAACAUUCUCCUCCAAGUCAUAUUUUCUGGAUAUGGAGGUUAGCAUUUUCCUUUCAACCGUCAUCCCCUUAUUUUUUCUUCCGUGACUCCUUCCCACUCACUUCCUCCUCUCCCGAGACACCUGAUCGACGGCUGAGUUAUGUUAUCUCGUCUGAGUCAGCCGAGCCCUCACAUCAGUCAUAAAACAAACGGGAUCCAGAUUGAACCAACAUGCCUGUGUGGAGGCUGCAGUGUGGAUGUGACCCAGGAGCAGAGCUGGGCCAAGCCGGACUAUAUUUAGCCCUGGCGAUGCUCUGGCUAAUUGCCCUCCCAGGCCUAAUCAUUUCCAGGCUCUGCAGCUCACAAACGACUGGAGGGGAGGCCAAACACCCACUAACCUCAUGUUAAAGAGAUGUCAGCAUCAAUGGGGCUGUCAGAGUGCUGCACGGACAAGACAAAUUAGCACAAUAUCCUUCCUUCUGUAUGCUAUUAGAUGCUCUGUAACCAGUUGGGUUGCAGACUCCAGUGUUGUUGCCUGCUGUAGUGUAUUUAAUUGAAUCUGUGUGCUAGCUGCAGUCUGGUAAUGUGGAGAGUCUUUGCAGCUUCCUCAACACUGAGGAGUUUGUCUUUAUUCCAUCCUUGGUUUUGAUGCAGGCUCCAGCAGAAGAGUAAAUCCCUCCACUGCCUCCCCCUACAGCCGGCUUAGCUCCACGAUGUGGGCUGAACCGGGGUUUGACAAAAGAAAUGCGUCAGAAUCUCCACCCUACUAAACUGGCCUCAGCAUAAGUGGGAAACUUUACUUUGUUGUGUUUUGUUUUCAGCCCCCUCCUCACUUUAGUUCCUGCUCGUGUCCAGUUACGCUCCUUCCUGUGAGGUUCCUGUCCCCUGGACUUGCCCAGGUUAAACCAUGGGCACAUGACGGCUCAGGUCAGGAGGGGAUGGUAGCAUGAAGAGGUUGGGUUGCCUCAAGCUUCCUUCCUGGUUUAGUUCCCAAAGGCACACUGGGAAACUGGACUUUUCCAUGGCUUUUUCCACUCUGCAACACACCUGGAGCAAGACCAGGUGUGUUGAAGCGGUGAAAGGGACAAUAGUAAAUGCUGUAAGCCAAAUAAGAUGAAUUGGAGGAAAACCCAGUGGAAGUUGGGUUGAGGUUUGAUGAGGCUCUAAUCUGGGCAGGAGCUCAAAAAUGACUUAAAACAUGAACUUUGUUGAAAAUUUUGCCGAAUAUUGGACAGCCUUUACCCAAACCAAGCUGUUCACUUUUUAAGAGGAACUUCCUGUUUAUGAAAGUGACACUAUCAUCACCAGUUGCUGAGAAAUCAGACAAAAAUUACUCCAAAGGAGCAAAGUUGGAGUCUAAACUGUUUCACUGCUUUAUGAAUUAACUAAAUAUUCAGUUUUUGCAUUUUUUAUUAAUUUUGUUUCGACAUUAUAUCCCCAAACCUUUGCAUCAAAUCUUUUAAUUCUUUUUCAAAGUGUUUAAGACAUGGACUGAAAGAGUUUUAUUCUAUUUUAGAACUCAGUAAGUUUUUCAAUGGCUUAAAAGAUCUGUGCUUAAAUAACCAAAAUAAAUCUUAAAAAUUGGAUGAGGCUAAGUGUCUUAAAGCUCCUAUAAGGGAUUUUUAGCUAUCAUGAAAAUCAUGAAAAAGCUUCAGUAUGAAUUUCAGUCUCAUCAACAUGAAAAAAAUCUUUCAAAAUAGAGUAUGAACACCUGAAUAUAAUUGUUUUUGUCUUAACUUAAAAUGAGCCUUUUAUGUCUACAUAAGGAGAGGGUUCCCUUUCAGAAAGGCAGCCAUAGUUCUACUGCAGCACAUACUGUACAAACUACUAACAAGGGGUAGACUAAUAUUAGAUUUUUAGAGCUGAUAUGAUACACAUAUAAAGGUGGUUCUUGAGACUGAGGUUUGAAUUUGAUCCACAUUUAUAGUAAAAAUUUAUUCAAAAUACAGAAUUCAAAUGAUAAAGAACUCCAACACAAACUGUUGUUUAGUGGCAGAUGUUUAAUCGAAACUGAAACUUUCGUCAUCCACUGGAGUGUACAGUUUAUCACUCACUCUUUCAGGAACAUUGCAUCACACUGUCAUGUGACAUUCAGUUGAUUCAGAUUGUUGGUGAAAUACCAAACGUUAGCCUGAUAAUUAGCUAAGGAAUGAAACAUUUUUUGUUGUACGGAGAGGAGUUUAUGUUUGAUGUUCUGAUGGUAAAAUCUUGACAAAUGAAGGAUCAUACUUGUCAGGCAUCACGGGAGCUUCUUGUCCUUCAAGGCUACUGUUGCUUCACUGACCGAAGGGGUAAGCAGGGGAGUGUCAGAAUCAGAACGCUAGCUAUCACUUAAUAUUCUCAUUCCUGCAAACUAUAUUUCAAAGCAGUUUUUGCACUUUUUACAGUAGCAACAACUUGACUGCACUGAACAUUAGGAAGUUACAUUAACAGAGAUGAACUGAACUAUUCCAUCUGAUUCAUGGGGUCUGUUUUUGUCUGUGGUUUAAUCGCAUUAAUUUAAUUGUGCUGUUGCUUUUCUAGCUCACCUGCAUGGUUUGUCCUUAAAUUAUCUAAGUGUUGCUGUGGGCAGAAAAAAAUUCCCUUCACAUCAGAGUGAUGCUGCUUGUAUCAGAGGUGAAUGCUGUCGAUGGUUUGGUUCUUCAGGCUACUUGGACUGCAGAAACCUGAUAUUGACUUAACGUUUGCACACUGUCACUGCUCCUGAGAAAACAUUCAAGCUAGUUUGUCGGUGCUUUUUCUUCAUCCACAGGGAGUAAAUCGAUAUUAGAGUUUGUUCUUACGUUAGAAAGACAACCAUGAUUAUAUUUUAGGCAGACCCAUUUAAAGUAGGGCUGACUAUCGCCAGCUUUUAUGCAUUAGGAUAACUGAGUAUCAUUUUCAAGCUGUUGUGUUGUUGGAUAAACUCUAAUUGGGCUCGAAAUAGAAGAAGUUUUGUGAUAUCUAAACCUGCCUCCUCAAGAAACUCACUUGCAUAAAUUUUGGUCGUAGGCUGCUGAGUCAAAAGGUGAGCAGAGAGCCAGAGGCAGAAAGGGAGGGAGAGAGAAGGAGUGAACUGUGUUUGUCAGCUUUUUAAACCCUGAAAUUGAUUCUUCUUCUUCUGCGCUCUUUAUUCUAACGACAAGCUAAUCCCCCUCUCCUGUUUCCCUCUGUUAUAAAUAGAGCCUCCUAUUUCCCCGCGCCGGCGUGCGGCUGCUUCUGAAAAUUAGCACUCGUGAUGAGUCUGCGCUCUCAGCAAUCAAUUUGCCACACUAAGUCCCUCCAAAAAGGUUACCUGUGGCAACUGAGGCCCGGUCACGUAGAGCCGCCUGUCCCUGCAGCUAGUUAAAUAAAUGGCUCUGUGCGGAGAGUCAGCUGAAUGAAAUGUCAAAAUAUUGAUGUUGAAUAGUUACGUGAUUUCAGAGCAUUCGUCACAGAGGGGAGGGGAGCGGGUUGUGUAAAGGGGGUGUGUCAGCCUCAGGGCUUCUUUAAUGAUAUUAGUAGAGAUCUGCUUAUUUAUGAGGCUGUAAGUUAUUCAUGCUCAGCUCUGGAUAUCCAUCACAGCUACACGGGUUGACUUCGAGCUGCAGCAGUAGCAGAGCUAUGUAGAGCUGCUGUCUGAAUAUCUGAUAAUGAGAUACUUCUACUGUUUAAUAUUUACUCAUUUGGAUCUUAAUGCAGGAUUACAUGGUGGGAAUUAGAUCCAGCCUUUGAACAGACCUCAUGUUUUACCGCCUAGGCUUUACAGUCAAGGACAAAAAGUACCCUCAGACCAAUGACCUUCUAACAUCUCUGUAAAAAGCUGAAUACUGGGUGUUUAUUUGCAAACUUAAAAAUAUGAAAACAAGUUCUCUCGUUGUCAUCUGAGUCCGGAAACAAAUUGCCAAACAAAAGGUGUAUUCAAGGCAGGACACAAAAGCCUCCUGUCAGAGUAAAACGCUCUCAUCUGACUGGGUUAUCUCUUUGAUGAAAAUCAAGCAUGUACAAAAUGUUCAGCAUGUUAAUUGAAUUUGAUUCUACAUUUCAAAACAUUUGUGAGCAAAUUUUCAUCACAGCUCAGCUUCAAAAGAAACCAGCUCUGAGCUUUUGAGCACUAGAAAACAAUCAAUACAGGCAAACGAGGAGGAAAUACAAUUAUGAGGUCACAGGACUGAGGAGUCAUUAAGAUGGAGGGUUUGGGUCAUGAGCGUUCACACAAAUGAGUCAGUUGUCAUUGAUUCUGAAAAAACAGUCAACUAGGGCUGGGCGAUAUGGAAAAAAGUUUAUCACAGUAUAUUUUUUUCAUAUCAGUUGAUAUCGAUAUUACAAUUUAUAAAAUGAAAUUUUAGUGCUUAUUGGUAGCAUGUCUUUUGCAAUAAAAAUAAGCUACUGCAUCUGUUAGGUCUUUGUGUCUCUUUGACGUUUUGUUGCAAGGUGUUGCGCUAGAGAAAGCGGACUGAAUGGUCGGCUGUUUCAGCUGCACAGGUGCCAUGGGCUCCUUACUCCGCUCGGUGUUUGUAACCUUCUGCAUUGUGCGUGCUCUGCUGUGUGGCACUGUUUAAGGUGGUGAAAAAGAUUUGAGGUAUUCCCCAACUUUGUGAGAACAUGUACUGGACAUAAUAUGCAGUAAACACUACCCUGCUUCAUGUCUGACCUCAACAAACCAAAAUACCUCCAUACCACCAAUGUUUUCAUGCCAGUGUUGUCGACGAUGUUGUAAUCUGUUGAGCCUUCAUCUGCAUUUCUGCUGGGGGUAGCACUCAUUUCCUUUUUUUCUCACUGACAGUGAUGUCGGCUUCACGUGUUAGAGUGCUGUGGUUGCAUGUAGCUGCAGCCUGCUACUACACAGUUGUUUGCUACUUGGUUCUAAUUCAGCACAUGAUUGGUUCAGUGCGAAGCGGACCCGGAGCAACUCCCCCUUUUGUUGGCUAUUCCUAUAGUCUACCAAAACAUGGCAGAAUGCCGACUAUUGAAAAGGAUAUUGACCAUGUUUUAUAUUGAUUAAUUUUUGAUAUAUAUAUAAUUAUCCUUUUAUUGCCCAGCCCUACCGUCAACUGAUUUCAGUUUUUCAGCCUCAGUCGGGACAUGUGACGGCCCAGGACUGUUGAAUCCAGCCCCUCACAGACUGUGGAGUCCUGCUAAUAAUGAUCUCACAUUACACUGUAAAAUCCAUCCGUGGCAGUGGGGCACACACACACACACACACUCUCUUGCUGUUGGUGUCUGUGCCCGGUGUCGGGGACUGGGCAGGUCUGCGGUGUGUCUGGCAGGCUGCAGGUCUCUGGGUUGCUCUGAUAGCACUUGUUCCUUUGAGGCCCAACAUGCUGAGGAUAACAACACCAGCCUCGUCCAGGGUCUGAUCUCGGGCCAGCGAGGAGGGGAUCCAAGGUUUGAUCCGCCAGGAUCGGGCAGAAUACAGAUACACCAGUGGCUGAUUGGUUGAGCACAUGAUCAGACGUGUAACACAGGUUUGAUAGCUGAUAGCGGUCCCCCCCUCGCUCUGGCACACAACGCCGCCUGGAUGCACCCUCGCCCAGUAAGCCCACCCUCCUCGUCUCCCUCGUCUCCCCUUGAUCUACCUCAACUGGCUCCUUUUUCCCCCACGGUUCCCCUCUGUUCUUUCUGUGUCUCUCCCCCCAAAACCCGUCUUUCUUCUUUGCCUGCUCCCCUCCCAGUUCCUCGUCAGAUCCACAGGGCCAGAUUUUUAUCGCUUUUCUGCGAGUCCUGCGAGGGGAACCUUGAGGGUCUCAGUGGGAUCAAUUUAAAAGGGAAGCGCUUGUCUCUCCUCCUCUCCUUGGCCCUCUCGGCUGAUUGGGUCCGCUCGCCAGGAACUCACAGGCUUUUGAUCUCAACCACCCCCCUUUCCCCUCACCGCCUCCACCCACCCCUGCUCAAAGUUUUUGUCGGAGCUCGGCUCUAAAAAAAAAAUCUGUUCCACUUUCUGAGAAAUGUGGGCCCCAUUUGCUUUCUCUGCACCUGUGAGGGAUGGGGUAAAAGUUUUGUAAACCUACUGGGUGGUACGAGCGAUCUAUGGCGUGAUUGACUUCUCUUUGAAGAUGUGAGAGCAAUCCGUCUCUUUAGGUGGAGGUACACUGAAGAGAGACCUGCACUCCUCGGGCAGCUCUCUCCAACAACUGGUGAGAAGUUGCUGGGAGGUUCGAUGCAUAAUUCACACAGCAGCUCUGUAAUAAAGAGGAGAAAGGUACGGGGUGGUGCCCGCGAGCGUUCCCAUGCUGAGCGGAGUGGAAGGUGCUCCCUCCUUUGUACGACAUGAAGGAACAGUGACCCUGCAGCAAGAGGGACUACAUCAGACUACAAUACCCAGGCAGGGAGGGCUGUGUCCAGGGUCUUGCUUCUUUGUUGAAAACCUAGAGCUCUGUGAGUGAGAACUCUGCUUUGUGCCUGCUUUUGGGUCUUAUUUUAGGGCUUCAGUCCAUUACUCUGUGAUGAAGAUGCGCUCAAGAGAGUAAGUGCAUAAAUCUGGGAGCGUAGUAACAACGUCACUGACAGGGGAAACACUCAUAUGCCAAAGCUGUUCUCAGACAUGCACUCUGGAGCUCUGACUCAAAUGUUCAGAUUAGGGCAGUUUGUAAGUGUUUAACAUUAACCACAUUUGUGAUAUUGUGCUAAAAAUAAGCAUAAAGUGAGAUCGUAACUUGAUAGCAGUGAUCCAUAACGCUGUUUGCCACGUAAUAGAACAAGGAUAGACAGAGAUGAAGUAGCAGACUAGCUAAAGCAACCCUCUGCAGGAAGAUUUGGCACUUUUAAGCACUGGUGUCUAAGAUUCAUUGUGAAUCCAAAAGUGACAAUAGGGUUUGUGCCUCUUCAGGUUACUGAUCAAUCGGGUAGUCGUACUUUCUAACAGAACUUUUAAGUGUUUUCAUGUAGUGUAAUGACUUACGAUCUGCUGGAUGUUGUUUACUUCAAAAUGAAAGAAUAUAAGACAAACUUAAUGCAAAAAUAUCAAAAUAAAAGCAUGACAUAAAAUUGUUUAAUGAGGCAUCGUGAUUAAGGGUGUUCCAACAAGGGUACCUCAGGAUUCGAUUCGAUUUCGGUUAUGGGAGCUUUGAUUCUUCGAUUAUAAUGAUUGUCCAUCCGAUUCAAUUUGAUUAUUAGUGCCACAAUUCUUGGAUUAUUGCCAUUUUUAAAGCUUUUUUACAUCCGAGAUUGAUUUUGUCUUCAUCUGUGGCUACAUUUGUAAAUUAAUAGCCUAUCAACUAAUUCAGUUCCUCUAAAACUACACUCAAUAAAUCAAUAACAAGGGUUUUUUUUGAACAUUUGACUUGUAUUUUUCAAAGACACAAAAGCUUUUAUUUUAUGACUGUAUGACUUUGUUGUAAGCAUAAGCACUUUGACGUACUUAUCUUAAACUGAGAUAGUCUCCAGGAUGGUCCUCUGUGGCCGGCAUGACCGAAGAAGCCUUCUCUGUUUCGGGAUGAGAGCGUACAAAGGUGCUGUGUCAUGUUUGUGGUGUUGUUGAGGUACAUUAUUCUUGCUUUGCAACUCUUGCAAAUCGUGAAGGUCUUGUCAGUCAUAAAAUCCAAAGUACUUUCACACGGUUGCAGUCAACCCCAGAGGCUGAACCCCCUGAAGCUGUUGUUGUUUUGCAAAGAAACGAAUGUGCUCUGUUUGUUGUGGUCCCACUCACUAAACAGUCCAGGAGCGUGCAUUAAGGUUCCGGUUACGUGUUUUUUUGUUCCGCCCUUGCAGCAAAGCAUUGAUGUGAUUAUUUUUUCAUUUAUUUUAAGCAUUGACGUUAAUUAAUCGAUGCCGAAUCGUCAUGUAAAACAUUGUGAUGCAUUGACACAUCAAUGAAUUGCACCCACCUCUAAUCGUGAUGAUAAAUCAAAAUCUAAAUAUUAUUCUAAAUGGAUGAUGGCAUCUGAGUUUGUUGUUGUUGCAAGUAAAGUUCAUGAAGUUUAGUGUUGCUCCACCCUUGGCUUUUCCUUUCUUUAGUUUAACUGAUUGUGUUGCUUUAUUUUAUAAGUUUUUCUUAAAUAUCAUACUUAUAUUUUCACAUCAUGUUGGACUAAAGUUGUGAUAAACUUUGAAUACGAAGUUUAAUGUUUGAAAUAAUAAUUGAAAGUUCCUCAGCCUCUUAUUUCUCAGGUUUGUUGUGUAACCUGACUAGUUUUCUGAGGAAUGGGCAGUUACAAAAACACACUGUCAGUGUUUGGACAGGAGCCAGGGCCCGUCACCCUCCUCCUCCUCCUCUUCAUCCUCUUCAUCUCUCUCCUGCCAGGUCAGUGGAGGUCAAACUGGAGUUUUUCUUGUCCUAGCUCACUGACCUCUCAUCCCUUGGGAAAACUCCAGUCACGACUCUGGAUUAAAAUUCCUGGUAAAUUUAGCCGGAGCGGGCCAAAGGUUCCUGUGCCUUGGCAUAUCAGAAGAAAAGAAAACACCUUUUUUUUGUAGCAGUUGGAUGAACUAAACUUUUCUCAGGCAGCAGGAGGAGACCUGAAACUCUGAGGUGGAUCUGUUUCCAGCUCCAUCUUCAUGUAAAGCGAAGAACCCCUUAUUUUUCAGACUCUUGGGUCCCUCGGUGAUGACAUCAUUGGUGUAGCUGCGCACUAAUUGAGGUUUAAUGCUAGAGUAGAGGGAGCAGGGCUGUAAUUUUCCCGCCCCGGCCUGGAAUAGAGACGACAGCUUUUCAUGUGGUCCAGGCUAAUUUAGGUUGCAGUGCUGCAGCUGUGGGACACCUCACACUUUUUUGUUUCUCAUUCUGUCUGGAGAUUAAAACAUAUGGAAAAAGCAGCUUGUUUAUAAUGUAACAUUAAGAAGUCAGACGUGAUGAAGAUGAAGGCAGGAGACGUUCAGAAACUUGGAGCUUUUCAUCCUACGAGAUGGAAAUUUGACUCGAAAGGGUUUUGCUUUUAUUUUUCCAGAGUCUGCUUCAAAACCAGAAAAGUUUUGAAGUAAGCCCCAAAGAAAUAAAUCUCUCCUCCCACCUUCUCCUGCCUAAAUACUGCACUUAUUCUGGAUGUAAAGCAGCGUACGUCAGUGUAGCACAAUGUGGUGUAUAGGCCUCUGUAGGAGGUGGAGGAGGAGGAGUGAGGAAGGAGCUGCUGUAAUAUGCAGAACGGCGUUCUGUAUCUCAUUAUGAUUGUGUGUCCACAGAGCCUGGGCGUAAUGACAUUCAUCCUCCCAUCAAGGCAAACACACAAACACAGAGCUCUACCUGCUCUUUAUCCCCUCCGCCAUAUCAGAGCCUGUAUAAACAUCAGGCCGUUUGAAGUGGAGAGCCUUAAUCACAAGUGUAAUCACUGACAUCGCUCCGAGCGUACUGGCCUCAGAGAGGAGGAGCAGGAGCUGCAGGAUAACGCCAAGGCCUGAGGAGACUCCUGAUAGCAGCAGGGGCACAGAUGGACUCGAAACAGACAGCUUCAUACUUUUUAUUUGACCUCUGUGCUAAAUAUUUCAGCAUCAAGUAACCAAAACAUUAAAAAAACAAAUGUCCUGAAAAGUUUUUUUUUUUUUUUUCUCAUAAUUUAAUUCAAAAGUGAAACUUCCAUGUAUUCCAGAUUCGUCACACACAAACUGAAAAGUUUCAAAACUUUUGUUUGGCUCUUGAUGAUCACAGCUUACAAAAAUCAAAAAUCCUUUGUCCCAAAACAUUACAGUUUUGCGGAUAAGUCCAGUUUCUUGUCAGUAAUUUCAGUCUAUGUCUACACAUGCCCCUUUAUUUUCAUAAACGGACAUUUCACCCUCUCCGUUUACAAAAAAAAAACUGCGUGCACACCACUACAUUUUCAGCAAAGUUUUCAUUUACACUAACCUGUAUAUAUAUGCCAUCAAGAGCAUGCCAAACCUGUAGGUGGCAGUGUAGCAAGAAGCUCAAGCCCACGUUAGCCAAUCAGAAUCCCACAUAGCAGCAAUAACAAAAACGUCCCUUCCUUUUGGAAAAGAUGCAAAUGCAAACAAAUACGAAGGGAUUGCACCAGCAUAACUGUGACUGCUAUUCUGUAUGCAUCCAUGAUCACCAUAGAUUGUAAACAUAGACUGCGUAGAUUGUAAACAACAACGCAUUUAACCCAGUUUCCGGUGCACACUGUGCCGUCGGCUAUUUAAAUCUCUGUUUACCUCAGUUUUUCUCUGUUUACAUGCAAACGUGCAAACUAAUUUUUCCAAAAUCUCCACUCUGGCAGGAGUUUUUAAAAAGCAAAUUCAGGGGCGAAUUCUCUGUUUGUUUCCAAACAAAGGGUGCAAAUGAUGGCUAAUGGCUCCGUUUUUAAAAAUUAAAUGUAAAUGGGGCCUCAGGCCUAAAGUGCACCAAUCAGCUGAUUGGUUUACUGACUCUUUAUUCACUGAGAGAUACAGAUUUCCUUUUCCAGUAGAACUUGCACCUGCCCACAUCACCAGAACUACCACACACUGGUUUGCUGGUUAUGGUGUUUGACUUAGGCCUGAUCAUGAUAUAUUUUGUCAAAUUGUCCGAUCUCGAUUAUUAUGACAAUUUUUUUAACUGCCUGUUUUAAAGCAUCUGUACUAAAAACUGAAGAAACUAGAAAUUAGUUACACAUUUUAUUAGCAUAUAAAGUAAAUAAGCAAAUUGAAUAAGGUACACUUAGAAAAAUAUAAAAACCAUUUUAGCUCACCAUACAACAAAUCUAGAUAAAUACUAAUUAAUACAGUGAACUAGUUUACUGUCCUGAGUGUUUUUGCAGGUAUGCAAGACCCGAAAUAAACAAAUCACCCCCCUCAGAGAUAAUGAAGACACCUUAAAAUGUAAACAUUAGAUAAUGCAAACGGAGAUGAUACAAUUAAUCAAUGCCUUGGUCUGGUGGCUGCACCGCAAGUUGUAGCUAAACUGCUAAUGCUACUUGUGCCUUCAGCAGUGGCAGCAGUGACAGGCCGUGCACACUCCACUCGCAUUUUCAUGUUUUCUGCAUAAUCAUUCAAGAGGUACUUCUUCAAAUGAUUAAAGAGAUUUGUUGUGUAGCUGUUUUUUGAGGGCACCGAUCGCCGACAUACCUUGAACAUCGGCUUAAUUGCUCGACGUCACUUUGGAGAUACCUGAACCACCACCACACAACUGACGUCGAAUAACUUCUCAACAAUAGCAUCUUCAGAGAAUGACUCAAAGUCCCGGCUGACAUCUAUUUUGCUGCCCUCAGCACCGUGUUCAGCUCCAUGUCCGGUCUUUCUGUUUACUUCUCCUGUUUACUUCUCCGGUAACUUACAGAAGUGAGCAGGAAAAGCUCGACACACAUUUCUGCUAUAUUUGAUCGAGUAAGUAUGCUCACAGCCGAUCACUGUGAUCGAACUGAAAUUGAUCGCGAUCAUCGAUCACGAUCACAUAAUCUCCCAGUCCUAGCUUGAACUUUCAGCCAACUGGCCUGACCUGAACCCCAAAAAGAGUCUCUGGAGUAUCAUCAAGAGAAAGUUGAAAAGACACCAGACGGAGCUAUCAAAGUAAUCUGGGCAUCAGUAACACCCCAGCAGAGCCACAAACUUGGACAGAGGAUUUCACUGUAGUUUCAAACCAGUGGCAGUCGCCAAACACACCGGCAGUCGUUUUUAACAAAGACAAAAGUCGCUGAGGAUCGGUAAGGUCUCCGGAGCAGUUAAGAACAACGGAAUGAAUAACUUGGAAAAUGCUCUGGUAGAUGUUUUAUUCUUCAAGAUCGCUGAUUCGCUUGUUUAGCUGUCAAUCAAAAAAGGAUUUCGCCUCAGACAGCUCAUCCAAUCAUGGAUGCAGAAGCUCGGAGUCCGGGAGAAAGUCGGGACCGCCCUCUCGCCAUAGAACUCCAGAGACGCCGAGCGUCCGAUGGGCGGGACAAAGCCCAGCAUUUAUCCAAUGAGCGUCUAGUUUCGCUGCUGGAACAACCCACUUUGAGCUUCCACAUUGAAGUCAGCAGAAGCCCAGCGUCCGGCUGUUUAAAGCGCUGAGGCACUGCGAGGAUGAAUGAGAACGAAGUUAUGCCGAUUACCUGUGAUUAUCAGCUUCUUAUCACAGUGUCUGAACAAAAGAUGAAGGCUUUCUAGCGCGUAUUUAGUUAAUGAAAUGUACACACAGUAGUACGUAUUUUACCACUUUUUCUUUUUUUUGGGGGGGUGACAUUUUAAGGGAAGCCGAGCUUCCCUUGCAGUCUUAGAGCAAUCGCCACUGUUUCAAACUCUAGGGUUUGGCAGUGGGUUUCAUUCACACAACCUCUAUUCAUGCUUGUCACAGUGUUUGACAGUUUAAAGAAAGCCCACAGGUCUAAGAGUAAAUCAGCCCUUAUCUAUCCUGGUAUGGAUCCUAAGAGUGAUUAAUGCUACCUCAGAAGUCUUGCUCACGUUUGUUGGACUUUUUCUUCAUUUGAAAUCAGUUUUUGAUUCACACACAUCAACUAGCAAUCAGGCCUCAUCUCUCAAUGACCUGUUUGGUGCACAUUCUACCCUUACCCACUUUGCUGACCUUGUAGCCUUUCUCACUUUGUCAGUUGUGCAAUUUUGAUGCACUGGAUGGAUAAAAGAUACCACGUCCUUUAUGAGACUGGAAAAAACGAUUAGAAUGAUUGAUUCCAGGAUUGACUGAAAAGUGGCGAUGUUUAAAUGGAUAGAUUACAUUUUUGUAUGCAGCCCUUUUUUAUCAAAUCGACACAGAAAAUUUUAUUUACAUACUAGUUUAACUCUGCUUUCUUGAAUUGUGUCACUACAACCAAAUGAGGGAGGCUGGAAAAGUGCUUUUAAGAGGCAGGCUUUACAUCUGCUUACAUCUUAGUCUGUAGAGUAAAAUAACAUCACACAAAAAGAUACCCCCUCCUACAUUUUAAACCAGGGUGAUAGUCUCAGGUCUCAGGAUGCACGAUUUGCAGUAAGUAAUGAGACAUUCUGACUUCAAAUUGGACAUAUGCACAGAUGAAGAUUUGAAUGUUUGCGAUGUCGUUUCAAUCUUCAAAGCCAUGAGUGUUGAAAGUGUGAGUGUAUUUCAUCAGUUAACCACAGACCUGUGCACAGUGUGAGCUCUCAAAGCUAAUCCCCAUUUGUUUCACUGAGAGAUGCUCAGUGCACAGCAGCAGCAGUGGUGGUAUGUGACAAACUGAAACAGAGGCUGUCUGGUUGCAGGAUGCUAUGAUCAGUCCUGUUAUGGCGGAGUAGUUUGUGCAUGGAAUUGAAAAGAGGCCGUAGAUGUCACUUUACAUCCUGUGUCAGUGUCACAAUAAUGUACAGUGGCCUCAGGGUGUGAUUUAGAAAUGAAAGAGCGUUUACUGAUUAACUCUAAGCAGGCGCACACACACACACACAAACGCACACACACUGAUCCCAUUGUAUCAGUCGGGUCUAGCUGGCCUCUGCCCGGGCCAAAGCCUGUUAACUCCAAUUCAGAGCGUAGAGGCUGGUAAUGAGCACUGUCAGAGUUGACAUAACAACCUCCCGCUCUGGGGCUGCACACUGGAGUCAGACAUAGACAGAGAGAAAGAGAGAGGGAGAGAGAGAGCAGGUUCUGUCUGUGCUGUGCUGAUCCUGGACUGUCUGAGAGUUAACCGUUGAAGUCCCAGUCAGAUACAGUGUGGCUGCUUUGGCUGUGUGCUUGGUAUUUAUUUAACCUGGUUUGUCUUGCAUGUAAUGUUAAAGCAGCCUAAUUUCUCUUCCCUACUCUGCACUCAUUUUGAUCACAGGAGAAGCUGAAGUUCCAGGUAAAUCAUGUUAGCUAAGACUUUAAGCUUUAGCAUAUAAUUCCCCCCCAUACCUGGAAUGAAUUAAACUUUACUUCAAAGCUGAGGACUUAAACUUCUCUGAAGUUUUUGAGUGUCGAGAAUUCAGUUUUAUUUUAAUUCAGUUUGGUUUUCUAGCUUGUGUUUUUGGCCUUAAAGUUAAGCUUUGAUAUUUACAACCUCAGUCCUAAAAGAGUUGAGAGACUGUGUGAAAUAAACAGAAUGUAAUAGUUUGUGAGGCAUUUAUAGCCUGUAUUUAACAAAUACAAUAUUAAAACUGGAAGAUUUGAUUUUGUUAUGGGAAAUAAAUGCUUAAUUACAAUAUGAUGACAGCAACAUGUUUCUAAAAUGUUGGGACAGAGACAACACUGAAAGUUUGAUAUUAGGCCUGUCGCGAUAAUCAAUUAAUCGCCUUAUCGCUCGAUAAAUAAAAACGAGGUCGGUCAUUUUGCCAGCCUCGAUAAUUGACGUGCGUUUGUUUUCCUCCUCUCUCGCUACCAAAGACGCUGGAUGAGAGAAGAGGUCUCACUCUGCGCAUUUUUCUCGGCACCUGGGGGCGUUGGCUCUAUAGCGGAAUGAACGGAGUUAGUGAACCCUCCUGUCAGUCAUUCAGUGUCUUUGUCACGAGGGGGCUGGCGCGCACAGGCACACAGACACAGACUUUUGGAUACAGUGCUGCAAGUGAGCGUCGUGAGUGAAAAGCAAGCAAACAGAAUGAACACGACAGCUUUGGUGUCUAAACCGAACGCAACAGCCCAAGUGUGGGAAUAUUUCGGCUUUAAACCAGUUUUGUUUUCGUCAGCCACAAAACUCCACGUGUGUGCGCGCGCGCGUGUGUCUGUGUGUUGGAGGAGCACAGCAGGCUGAUGAGAGCUGUCAGAGCGAACUGAAGCUGAAGCUAUAUGUUUAGUGUUUAACUGACUGAGUUUUGAAACUCUGUUCAUCAUUUUCGUCUCGUCCCAUCAACGUAAACGCACUUUCGUCUCGUCACAUUUUAGUCAUCUCCGACUUACGUUUAGCUCGUCAACGUUACGUCUUCGUCGUGGAAGAAAAGGGAAAUAUUUUAGUCAAUAUUUCCCUUUUUUGACGCUGGCGUUGACGAAAAUAUCUGACGAAAUAUGACGAAAACAACACUGCUUUAAACCAAAUGAAAGAGGUGAGCCCACAAAUACGGACGAGCCGAUAUGUCGUAUUUGUUCCAAAGUUGUGGUGACAAAGAAGGGGAAUACGACGAACAUGCACGUGCACCUCAAGCACAAUCAUCCCCUCCAUUUUUCUCAAAUGAGCAGAAAAAGUACCGCCGGAGGUACCGCUUACUGAAGCGUUUGGUAAGCCAAGCAAAUAUAAACAAAACAGCGCAAAAUGGUGCGCGCUGACAGACAGUGGAAAUUAAAGUUUAUCACUUUUGACACGGUGUACUCGCAUUAUUAUGCCAUAUAAUAUUAUCUAUAAUUUAAAAAACGGUGUCAAUAAUAUCGUUUAUCGGCGAUAAUUUGUAGCACAAUUAUCGUCCAGCAAAAUUUGUUAUCGUGACAGGCCUAUUUGAUAUGCUAAUCUGCUUAAAGUUAGUAACAUGACUGGAUAUAGAAAGGGACACCCUAGAAAGACCAAGUCUCAGAGGAGUAAAGAUGAGAACAGGUUCACCAAUCUGUAAGGGACCGAAUUAUCAUAGAUCUAUCUUUCUUGUCUACAAAGAGAGACCAGGCUAAUAACUCAUACUAGAUCAUCAGGCCCUGAAGUGGCAUUGCAUUAACAGCAGACGUGACUCUGUUGUGGAAAUCACUACAUUGGCUCAAAAUCACUCCCAAAUUUUUUUUAUGUGAACGGAGUUUGUCGCUGCACCCACAAACGCAAGUUAAGACUGAACCAUGAAAAGAGGAAACCAAUCAUAGACUGGAUCUAGAAAUGCAAGUGACCUUUCAAAACUCCAGCCCAUAAAGGUGGGAUUGGGGAACAGUAGAAAACUUCCCUGUGGUGUGACCAAUCAAAAACUGUCAUUCUUUUUGGAAAUUAUGAAUGGCAGAUCCUACGCUAUAAAGAGUGGAGGGACCACCUGUUUUGUUAUUAGUGCACAGUCCAAAAGCCCUGAUGGCGGUUACACUUAAUGGUACUUAAUGGUAACCUUUUACUUCUCUAUGAUGUCACCUUUCAACCUCACUGGACAAACAGUUGAUUUUAUUUUUCCAUUAUUAUAGACUUGACUUCAUAUUAGCAAUUAAUUUGAAAAAUGGAUACUUGGUAAAUGAGACGAUAUGAUAUAUCACCAGACAAAAUAUUGCGAUGCGAUGCUGUAUCGAUUUUCUUCUUCCACCCCUACUGUUAACACAGUUACAAUAAAAGAGAAAAACGAACAUCACUGACACCGCAUUAAACAUUUGUUUCUCGCUGCAUUUGUCCACCAGGUUGAUAUGCAGAGCAGUGUUUUUUCUUUAUAUAAGCUUGUUUCUAUGCGUUUCCAUCCUGGCUCAUUAGCUUCAGCUUGUUUAGAGUGGUUGUCUUGCUGUGUUGUCUGAUUCGAGUUCAGGCAGCGGUAAAAAAAAAUCCUCGGCAUUCCAGCAUCGCGUGUCCCGCUCUCCCAUUUCUCAAUAAUUCAUCCAGACAACUAGAAUGAUUAUUCUAUGAAUAUGCGCUAAAAUUCCUUUCUUGUGCUUGUGCUUUCUCUCUAAGUUGGUGCAUGUUGCUGAGUGCUCCAGUGUGUAUGUGUUUAUGAGUUGAUGUGUAGCUGUGUGCAUGCAGCUCUUUUCCCCCAGAAACAAAGGAGGUGUCAGGCCGAAUUAGCCCCCUACGACUGAACGCCCAGAGAGCUUAGAGAUGCACCACAGGUUCUGCUGAGUCGCACAUGAGCCGCUGUGUCUGCCUCUUCCCCUCUGCUUCCCCUCCUUUACCCCCCGCGCUCGCUCCCUCUCCACUCCUGACUUGCUCUAACAAGGUUGUUGGAAGAGGAUAAGGCGUGUUAAAUGAAUAAUUUACACAGAAGAGCGCUCCUUAUUUAUUUAAUACGGCUGGAUCUGACUGAGUGGGCAGCCUGCGUCCCCAACUGCAGAGACACACCGGCUAAACGAGCGCUCGCUCGCCUUAAUGGAGGGCCAAAGCGACAGGCAUUUAGAGAGCAGAAGGGCUACAAGAGAGCCAGUUUGUAGGGUGUGUGUGUGUGUGUGUGCUGUGAAACAGGCCAUGCAGAGCCCUGUUAGUGUGACUCCUGUAGAUGCUGAAAACACUUUGUUGUAGCACUCUGUUACACUUUUUUAAUGAUGCAGACAGAUCACAUGGAGGAGGGGCCAAUCACCUGGUCCAAUAAACCUCUCCAUAGAAAUAAGAGCAUUUUUAGAUCCAGUGUCUGAAAGAGGAAAAAGGGGCACACCAAAAACUCAUCAAAUGGUUAUUUCAUCUCUCAUCACAAGAUUAACCAGUGAACAUGUUUACAAAGAAGGUAUACCAAUAUGUAAAGACCCAGACUCACUGAAAUAAGCUGAAUGGAUUUUAAGAUAUUAUUAUUAUUAUUAUUAUUAUUAAUAGUUUUUUAUUACUCACAGAUUUAUCUUGGCCUUUAUUGGUGUCUGUGUAAUUGCAAAUGCAAUGUCAUUAUUAUUCUUGUUUUAGUUGUGAUUUUAAUAUCUUGUGAAAUUUUCCUGUUUGUACCUUUAUCGUGUAAUCUACAUGAGUGUUUACUUUCUUCUUGUGGACCCCAGGAAGAGUAGCUGCUACUUAGGUCGUAGUUAAUCUGGAUUCAAAUAAAUAAAAUAAAUUACAAAAAAACCCCCACAAAUAUAAGACGAGACCAAAAUGAGAAAGUGACAGUAACUUGUGAUUUUUUGGUGUUUCUCUUCGGUAAUUUGCUGUUCCCUUUUCAACAGUCCUGUUUUCAUAAGAACUUUCAUCUCAAAGUCAGCUGUUGGACUAAGUGAUGCUUUCAGUCAAAAAAAACUUCCUCAAAGCAAGUUUCAAAACACGGCAGCAUUCAUGUCGAAACCCGAAACCUGCAACUCCAGUGAGAAGUUAACUUUUGAGUUUUGAUCAGCUGAUGACAGAAAGAUGAGACAGGACUUCGACUGAAGAACAAUGUGAUUCUCAAAGUAAAUCACAUGCAUAUUUCAGUCUUUAAUAUGAUGUUGAAAUGCUCUAAUAAAGGUCACUAAAGGUCAUGUUAUAUCUGUUUUACAUGGAAGUAUACAAAACUGGCAUUAAGUGAUUUGUGCUAAAUUUAGAUUUUUCCUCCUUUAAAUAAAUGUUGAUUUUAUUCAUGCCUUAUCAGACUUGACGUUGACCUUUUCUAUGUUGUUAAUGCUUUUCCAUUGCAGUUUGUAUUAAGAGCCAAUAUUUGCUGUCUUUACAGGGGGAAGGAGAGGGGGGGACAGGACCACAUCCCGGGCACCACCCAGAAAGUGGAGGAGCGAGGGAGCGGCUGAGGAGGAGGGAUCUUCCUAUCGGUAAACACUUUUUUUGUAGGAGGUGUAUUGAUUUAAUAUCAGAUACCCACAUUAUUGAUCCCACAGAGGAGAACUGAACAAGAAUCAGUCUUGAGCUGAUCAUUUUAGGUUUGAAGUGUAAGCGUGGAAAAAUCAUGUUUUCUGACGUCAUGUUUCAGGAGAGGAGACAGGAGGAGUCGUGGGAGAGGAGUAACCUGUUUGUUCUUAGACAAAGACACGAUGAGUGAACGUCUCCCAUUCAAUAAUUAAGAAGUCUUCAUGUUUUUGUGGGAGAGGGAGAUGAUAAAACUGCUCCCACCAAUCAGGUUAUGACUGAAAUCCUCAACAUCCCCUCUCUGUCAUCUGGAUUUUCCUCCUCCUCCCCCUUCUCCUCCUCCUCCUCCUCUUCUUCUUCUCCUCCUCGUGGACAGAGGCAGCCCCUCUCAGCAGGAGUGAUACAUCGCCACAAUUCUCCUGUGUGUGAGUGUGUCUGUGUGUCUGUAUGUGUGUGUGUCUCCCAGGAGGAUGAAAUCCCACAGCUCACCCUGACCUCAUUAUAAAAAUAGCUCAUCUAUCCAGCCAUCACAUUUCCCUCCAUUUCCCCUCUCUCCUCCACAAUCUCUUAGAUAUAUCGUGAUCCGCUCUCUCGUCUCUACAUCAGUGUUUGCGCUGGACUUAACGUGAGAUUAAAAGCUUAUGCAAGUCCUUGUAACAGCAAGGUUUCCCCUGCACCUGUCAUUACCAAUCUGCCUGUAAUCUGGGAUCAUAAGAAGUCUUUUUAAUCAGGAAACAUCCCGGAGUAACAUUAAAGACAGUGUUUCUAUGAUCCGCGUACAUUGUCUCCUGUCCUGUCUCCUACCUGGUUGGCUGCCUCUCUCACUCACCUCGUCUGCCAGCAGGGUGAAAAUCCCCCCAUUAGAGUGAACAGCGCUCACGUCUGGUUAAUUUAACAGCAGCAUCAGUGAUCAUUACGGUCCAAGGCCGGCUUUGAUCCUUCCAGACAGUGUUUCCUACAGUUUUAGAGGCACCGUAGCAGAUGCUCCAUUUGUGGACUCAAGACAAAGAAAGACAGACGGGAAGCAUUCACUAAAACUUCAGGAAUAUGAACGGCUCCCAAAGACUCGAAGGUGACAAAGUCUCCUUUCUGUUUUUCACCAAAGCCCUGUUUCAUAUUCACAGUUUGACACACUGUCACCCUCAGGAGCUGUUUAUACAAGCAUAGGACUGUUACCCACUGAGCCACUCUGCUGGAGCAGCUCAGGGUACUGAAGAUAUGCAGGGAUAUAACAAUCACAACACACAGUUAAAUAAAUAACUCUUCUACACAGGUUUGAAUGAGCUUCUUUUGUGCAUCCGCAGUGAUUCAAGGAGGAGGGCAGUAACAGUGGUUUAUAAUCUAAGAGACAGAACAUUAGCAUAGCUGGAAUUAUAUAUUAACAGCAGUGGAUAGGUCCAGUAUCAAUCAUUUGUAAUAAUGAAUCUGACUGUUAAUGACUUUUUGUAAAUUUUGUAAAAUUCUGCCGCUGUAUAUGGAAAAAAAAAAGAAAGACAGGGGAGGAGAUGGAGGACAGUUCAAAAGUUGUAAAAGUAGACGUAUUUAAUGUGGGAGGGGGUGAGCAGCUUGUGGAGGAGUUAUCGUCCAUUUAUCGUUAUCGAGGUGAACUGCUCAAUGUAUCAUGAUAUUGGGACUUCUCCACUUCUGGAACCACCACUUGUGCAGUAGAGUUGUACGCAUUCGGCGGGAGAGUCACUCACUGUGAUAGCGCUCGGUUAAAACAGCGUAUCCCCUGGGUGAGCUACGCAAUCUUCAUACACUCAUAGACUGUAUCAAGUGUCAAUCAUAGAAAACACGAACCCCCUAAUAACCUUUAAAAAUUGUGGUGGCUUCACCAUAAAGUGUAUAAAGAAUGGACAGUCUGCCUCCUUGCUGGGUGAAGCCACUCCGAGAACAGCACCCUCUGUUGAUGGGCUACAGUAUAGGUCAUAAAUCCCGCCUCCGCCAGCAAAGCUUAUGGACCUGUGGAUGCGUGCAUCGCUACUGCGCAGCGCUGGUUUCAGGAAAUGAAGAAAAAUCCCAGAAAUACCGAGAGCUUUUUGGCUUCAAAUCCGUAUACAGGCGGUAGGCAGAACCAAGUUGUACAUAGUAAAUACAGUCUAUGAGCUUCACCCAGUGAGGAGGUAGACGGCAUCCAUACAGUCUAUGGUGUCAGCAUGUCAGAGCUUUUCAACAGCAUCUUACAUGUUGUAACCAAGACGUGAGGCUGUUCAGUAUUAAAUGGCAUUUUACUAUCAAAUGAUGCCAAAUAGAGAGAGAAUAUGACAAACAGACUAAAAGAGCUAAAUAUGAGCAUAAAUGUGGACGUGACAUGAAAACUGCAGUCGGGAUUUUACGUCAACCUAAGCAAAUGGUGACAGCUGUCUCAGAUGAAAGAUCCCUGGAUCUCUGGUCAUGGUGAUAUCUUGUGCGGAUUCUAGGUAUUCCAAGCUAGAAAGCUGUCAGAUUUGUUUGGAGUUAUGUUUGAUUUGUGAAAGUUUACUGCAUUUCUCCUUCCCCUUCUUUGUAUAUUCAGUUGAAUCUCAUCUCAAGACCCUUAGUUCCAGUGUCAGCUAACCUGUUACUUAUUUUGUGUUGUUUGCCCCCAAAUCUGUGACUCUACCCUCCCUUCGCAAUUAAAAGUUGCGUCUGGGCUGUUGUAUUUGCAGUGAAGUAAAUUCAAAGGGCAAAAUUUAGUAGAAACUCAAGAAAGAGAGUUAAAAGUUAUAGAGUAUUUGGAAACUAAGUGUACAGAUUCUUUAGUUCUUGCAGGUUUAAGACCUCUAGGUGAACUGGUUCCAGGUCUGAAGUCUACUCGACUGUUGUCAUGUCAUGUUGCUUAAACAGACAUUUUUUUAGGUUCUGUCAGAGUUGACCUGGUGCCUGUUUGAUGAAAUUGUGUUUCGUCUUUGACAGAGUAGUUACAGUAAGUAUCAGCUUUCAUUGUUAGGUUGCCCUCUCACCUUUACGUGCAGCAGCUUGCUCCCUGCAGAAAGGCCAUCUUAUGUUAAACAGGAACAAGCCGUCUCUCUCUGACCUGCUUUUAAAAGCUCAGGCUCACCUCAACAAGAGAGGAACUGUUUGAAUCAUCUGCAUAAUCUUUUGAUCUUGCACCGGUGGACCGAUGCUCCGGUAGCAGCCAUCAUUAAGGAAGUUUGCGUGAUGUUCCCUCUUCCUCCAUCAUGGCUGAAGCUCCAACACGUGCCCUUCAUUCCCUCCCUGCACCUUGGAUCCUCCACCGUACAACCACCCUUCGCUUCAAAGCCACCCUACGUCAGGUUGAAAGCCAAAACCGCUCUUGUCUGUCCUUCACCGCCAAGCUGAUGUGUUUGUGUCUGUGUUGUGUUGCCCUUGGGGUGGGUUACCUCCACCCCUCCUCCCCCUCUCCAUCUCAUCUUUUCUCCUCCCCACCUUGCUGUUUAUCUGUCUCCUGGCUCGUCACGUCCCUGAACCUGCUCUAAUUAGCAUCCCACACAACACUGUUUAUUUACUCAGGUACCGACUGAAGGGGAGGGAGGUGAGAAUGAAAGAGAGAGACAAGAAGAAAAGGUAAAGAGACAGAGCAAGUUAGGAAAAGAGAGAGAGAGAGAGAAGGAGGGCUGGGAACAGGAAGAGAGGGAGAAAUGAAUCAGAGAAUCAAAGAGCUAUGAGACUCUCUCUCUCAUGGCGGAUGCAGGGGGUAAUGAUAGUUAGACAGACAUGAUGCUGAAAGUCGAGAAAGUGAGAGAUGGAGAACUUUCCCUCCUCUCCACGCCUCCCCUCUGCCUUUUCCUGCGUUUCAUCUGAGAUGCAGAGUGCCUAAAAUUAGCAAGCUGGCAGCUUCCUUCCUCCCUUCCUUCCUUCCAGGGCCCCAUUAAAGUUCUCCUGUUGCAGUGAGUGAUCAUUAAGGUGGGACCAGGAGCGCAGGUGUUUUCUUAGCGUCCCAGUCAAGGCUGCAGUAGAAUCACGUGUCCAUGGCAAUCCUCAUCUGCUCAAGUGUUGGUUUGUCUGAGCAGGUUUUCCACAGAUGAAUUGACUUGUAUCACUUCAUAGCUGUGCUGAGUGCACAUCUACCUUCAGAGACAGAGAAACAGAUUACUGAAGGAAGAACGGAAAUGGUCAUGUCGUGUUUGCCGCUGCAGAGCAUGUCCAUCUUCAUUGGGGAUUAACUGAUUACAUAAAAGUCAUACGUAUCACAUGACGCAAAUCUUAUGUGUGGUAUUCAUCCUGUUUCAUUGUGAACCUGCUCCCUGAAUCACUGCGCUACAAGAUUUAAGUCAUUAUACUGCAAGAUUAAAGUCUUCAAUUGGUCUUUAUUUAUAUAGCGCCAAUUCACAAGUUAGAGGUGUCACGAUACAACUUUUUGACUUCCAAUAUGAUACCGAUAUUGUAGCCUUCAGUAUCAGCUGAUACCGAUAUUGAUCCGAUAUUGGCACAAACUUGUGCAUGACAAGUUUUGCACUCAGCUGCAACGUCUUUUUCGGACUUGAAUGAAAAAUACUGCCACACAGCCGACAUCACUCCUACUCAAUGUCAAUGUCAAUGUCAAUGUCAAUGUCACGUUUAUUUAUAUAGCACCUUUAUAGGACAGGCCAGACAAAGUGCUUUACAGGAGAAAAAACAUAAAAUAAUAAAAGCUACAAGUAUGGCAACAUUAAAAGGGCGUACGCAAGUAAAAGCAGGUGACAACUCAACCAAAAGCUAGGGUAAACAGGUAGGUUUUAAGGUGCGUUUUGAAGGAGGUGAGGCUGGUUGCAGAGGCUGGUUACUCCUUGCUACUUUGAUUGUACCUUAGUACACGCUGUUGUUGUGAUCAUGUGGGCUCUGCAUGUUGGAUCCAGGCACUGCUACCUAGAGUACUGCUUGUAUUGUGUGCUGAUAUCAGAGAUUUUAGAUGCAGGCUGAAAUUAUUCGAUAUUAGUUUGUUUUGCUGAUAUCGUACUAAUAUCCAAAACAAUAUCGUAUCGGGACAGCCCUAUCUCAAGUGUUGCCUUAAGAUGCUGGUCCAGACCAGACCCUAUCUACCAGACCCUAAGACCCAGUGUAUCUUCAGCCACAUGAGUGAAACACUUAACAGCAUUUAUCAAGUUACAGUGGAGACAAAGAACUUCCUUUAACAGGCAGAAACCUCGAGCAGAACCAGACUCAUGUUAGAAGGUCUUCUACUGAGACUGCAUUAUGUUUAGAGAAGGGUUAGAGGUAGAUGGAGAAAGAGAGAGAUGAACAGAGGAGAGACUGAUAGAGGGAGAUAAAGAAGGAGAGAGAUAAGACUGAAGCAGGUAGAUCAAGCAGCUGGAAAGCAGCUCCAGAUCAGCAAAACAUCCUCCAAAAAAGAGAGGGAAGGUGUUGAAUGUACCAUUACCCACGAUAGUCUAAACUUGUAGCAGCAUAUCUAAGGUCUGGUCUAACAACAAGCUUUAUCAAAAAUAAAAGUUUUUACGGGCUCUUAAAGGCAGAGAGGAUGUCUGCCCCCCAGUAGGACUGGUCGAUGUUUCCAGAGGAGAGGGGCCUGACAACUGAAAACUCUACCACCCAGACCACUUUUAGAGACUUUAGGGAUGAUGAGCAGGCCUGCAUGUCAAAACCGCAGUGUUCUGGUGGGGUAACAGGGAACUACAAGCUCUUUCAGGUAUUAUUAUACUUGACCAUGAAGAGCUUGCCAAAAGCUGCAUUUUUGUCACCUGCUCUAUCCCUGCCCUCUCUUUUUCUCAACUUACUCUUAAGUAAACCCGUGAAAACCUUUCUUCCUCUUCUCACCAGGUCAAUAAUCCAUUUAUUUUUGUUUCAUUCUAUUUUACCUGACUCUGUCACAGACUUACCAGCAUGUCCUCAUUUCCUGCCUCGUUCCAGUUGGCAACCAAAAAGUGUGUUUGCGGCAACUUCCUGACAACAGUGAGUCUGCACAUUUAUGAAACAGUGUGUCUGAUGGUGCCAGUGUUUUAUCACAGCAUCAUUUUGAACUUCCUGUUACUCCAUAGUGUAUCUUUGGCUGUUUGUUUUGGUGAAAGUUUGGAUCUAAUAGUUGGAGGGGGAUUAUAACUUUGAGGUAUUUCUGACACAUUUCUCACCAUCAUCAGCCCUCUGCACUCACAGCCCUCUUUUCUCCUUCAGCUACCUUCUAUUUUUUCACCGCUCUUUAGUGCUGUUUGACCUAUUCACAAGGGUCCAAAUGUCACCGCUGAGAGAAAGGUCAGGUAAAGGUUUAGUGUUGAGCACAGUCUGGAUGGCUAACACAGAGCUGGCUGCCCGAGGGGGAGGGGCACGCUAACACUUGAGACCUUGAACGCACACCUCUCUGCACGCAUGCACACAUUUAGACACAUUGCUGUCACCUUUAUUUCACGUCGACGCCACUCAGUGCACAGCCGGCAGCCAUGUUGUCCGUUUGUGUGCGGUCUUCUGCUUGCUUGGUUCAUCUGUGAGCAUGGAUGAUUGAGGACAUUACAGCUUCCCAGGGAUGACACAUGGCCUUGUUGGACAUUGGGUCAAAGGUCGCUGGUUGUCAGGGGUUUACAGCAUCCUGCCUUCAAAGGAUGCUGCCUUGUUUUUCAGUGAAGGUCCAGCCUGUCUGUACUGAUCCCUGACAGUGAGGCCUUUCAACAUUCAAUCAGUGACCAGCAACAGUUUAGUUCAGUUUUAUAGGAAGAAAAUCUCUUUUCACCAGUCGUAUUUCACUACCAAAGCCCAUACUAGGGCUGGGUGAUAAACCGAAAAUGUACCGAUACUGAAAUUUACGACAAUAACCAACGUCAUUUUGCCCAUGUGGAUAUACUCAUUGUCAAAAAAGUAAAUAAAUAAACGUUGGUUUUGGAUGUGUGUACAUAGACUAUGGUCUCAUGUCCCUUUAAGACACUGUCCUACGUCAGAGACGUGACUCCACCCCAUCCAGUUCGUAACAAAGAGGGAAAGACAGGUGAGGAGAUGGAGGACGGUUCAAAAGUUGUAGCGUCUAGAACGGCAGCUGAAGUUGACAAAGUUAAUGUGGAAGAGGGUGAGCAGCUUGUGGAUGAGUUAUUGUCCAUUAAUCGUUAUCAAGGUGAACUGCUCAAUAUAUCGUGAUAUUGAUUUGAGGCCAUAUCGCCCAGCCCUAACACAAACCCGGUACCUGGAAUUGGCAUGGACCCAGUGAGGUCCUCUGUUUCUGUAUCAUGUUUCUAUCAUUUCUUUUUUGAAUGAUCCAUUUUUAACCUGCAUUUGUGGAUGCAGUGAACUGUGUUAAUAGACAGUGGUUUAGGGAAGUGAUUUUGAAUCAGUGCAGCGAUUUCCACUGCAGAGUCAUGUCUGUUUUUCAUGCAGUGCUGGAUUUUGUAUUUACCUUCUUUAUGCAGAGAUUUCCCCUGAGUCUCUGAGUGUUUGCUCCAACAAUAUCUUUAAUUAUUUCCAGACGUAAUAACACAUUCAUAUAACCACUGGGACUCCAAGCAUCUGCCCCAAACCGUGAAGAACUCAUGUCUUCAAUUCACAGCCAAGACAUAACAAAACAACAACACAAAUGAUAAAUAUAAAUCACUAACGAAAGGAAGUUAAAUGCACAAUAAGAUAAUAAUACAAAUACUAUAUAAGUAAAGAAAAAUAAAUAAUAAAAAUGAAAAAUAAGAAAGGGGAGAAUAAAUACCAAACCAACCAUGCAGUACUCAUAUUCACAGUUGUGUACUGCACAUUAGGUAGUGGUCAAUCAACACCAGACAGUAAACAUUUUACCCUCUCUGAAUCUUUUAACAAUAUUUUCUUCUCUAGUCAAUGAAAUCCUGAAAUUCCAUGCAGUUUUAUCCAUCAGUUGGAAAAGUUUAAACUAUUAGCUGAAGCACUCUCCCACAGAGCGGUGAGACUCCUUCCAAUCUUACUUUCAAGUGACUCAGCUUCUCAAGAAGGCUUGUCAUAUUCCCUGUCAUGUUGCUAGUGGUGGGAAUUUAUUAAGUAUUUUGGAGCUGUCCCUCCAGGUACUUUUGUUUUAGUAUUGCACAACUCUUUCAGUUUUGCUUUCCCUGUGACUUUGUUCCCUGUGAGGAACAGUUUUGGGAAAUUACAGUGAAAUGAAGAAACAUGUACAAAUUGGAUUUUUGAUGAAGAGUAUAACUCAUCAUCGUGGCAUUUGUGUGCUUAUAUGGACUUCAAACUACUCAAAAAGCAUUUGUUAAUACCCAGUCAUGACAUUACUUCUACUUCUUUCUAGAUUUUCUCCUGAUUGUGAAAUCAAGAGGUGUGUGUUGCCUGACAUUUCUACCUAGAGGAGAGUUUAAAUAUAAAUGAAAGUGAUUAUCAAAUCAAUUUCCUUAUUUCUAAGUAAGUAAUGAAAGGAAAACAUCCAGGGCUUCAGUUUAGUUCAUUCUCUGUGAGCGAUGGCAGGUUAGCGGUGGGAUUUCGAUAUCGAUUCAUCCACAUCCACAUGCAAGGCAGAGCAGCGGGAUCCUAAUUGGAAUGGAUUUCUCCCUCUCAUUGAUCUGCUCAGGUGACAGUGGAUGACAUACUGUUGUGUGUUUGUGCGCACACCAUGAAUACCAUAUGUAGCUGUAAUGUGCUCUCUUUUUGUGGGUCGCUGAAAAGGUAAAAGGAGCAGCUUCUAAGUGGGCGCGCUUUGUGUGUGUGUGUGUGUGUGUGUGUGUGUGUGUGUGUGUGUGUGUGUGUGUGUGUGUGUGUGUGUGUGUGUGUGUGUGUGUGUGUGUGGAUUUGUGGGUGUGUGAGCCCACCUUUUCUCCCUCUCCUUGGCCCUCUCAUGCUGCAGAGCUCUGAGAUGAAACAAGGACCUCUGCAAACACUGAUUUCAUUUUCUCCAUGACCGCCUUCGCUCCAGACUCCAGCUCCCCUGCGCACAUACACACACUUGUACACCUUAGGCUUGAGAGCAAAGAUGAGCAGUUAGCAUGCAUGCAGGGAAAAGCAAUCGAGCACAGAUAACACUUAAGUUCACUGAGGAGGAAAAAACUCCUGGAAUGAUCUUAUUUCCUCCUGUAUGGCAGAAUUGGGGGAAUAUUCCUUUAUUGUCUUGAAAGAAUAAAGAAAUUUAAAUGUUUAUAACCCUCUCUCACUCUGAGCGUCACUAAUCCUCCAUGCUGUGUUUGUGUGUUUGUGAAAGAGAGACAGGGAGGAGGUUUGUGAAAGAUGGCCGCUGGACAUGGCUUCACACAGCCGACUGGCCCCGACCCCCCGUGAUCUGCCCUCUUAUCUAGCCCAGAUCCUGGCCUUUCAUCUGGGCUAAAACCUGGGGGAGCUUGGCCUCUGCUGGGUUUUCGCCCUCCCUCCCUGGUCCACACAUAAACAUACACACACACACACACACUUCAUUCCAGACCCCCCCUCCUCCAUCCCUGGGCUCUAUCUUUGAGUCCCAGAUGAGCAUUGCUCUCACCUACAAGAGAGAUAACAAACUUCACACUUCUCUGCCCCCUGCUCUGCCUAAAAACACUCCAGAUAUGGUUCUUUAAAACUCACCUCAAGAGAAAAAAGGCUGAAUCCAAAAAUCUGGACUUGGAUGGUUUUGCAGACUUGAGGACUUUGCAAGAAAGGAUCAGCAAACCUGUAAUUUAACCAGUCCUCAAGGGGCCAGUAGUGACCUUUCUGCCGACUUCCUUAGAGUCUGGUUUGGAUGUAGGCUUCAACAAACUCCAGUAACUGUUUUACCAAAUAUAUGCUGUGCUUCGACUGAGACUUGUGGCUUUUUGAAGUAGCUGACUGCAGAAACAGAUACAGCUGCUUAUCUUUAUGCAAGUGUUUGAAAAAAUACAUUUAUUAAAGCAUUGAAUUUGGUAUCACGCAUUAGUGAAGGCACACAAAAAUAUGUAUAUCUGAGAUCCCACUGGUUAUGGCCUGAAUAUUUGGCAACAACCAAUCAUCUGUGGCCUCAGAUGCAUCAAGCAGGUAACUGAAUAAAGUGCAUCUGGACUUUGUUAACCACCUAACCAGAAAAAUGAGAAAAAUAAGGUUUGGAUUUGAAUGAGAACACUAGGAAAGAUCAUAGCUGGUCUGCUGUGGUCAAUCACUGAGCUUUCAAUAUUCUUCAUGUUCUGUGUGUUGGAUAGUUAGCAGAAAGUGCUCUUUAAAAGCAUCUCUCAGAGUUUUAUUUUUGGCUUUUAUUUACCUUUAACAGGACAGUGGACAAAGCAGGAAAUAGGGAAUGAGCAGGGAGUGACAUGCUGGAAAGAAGACACAGGCUCCCCUGCUAGAGGCAAAGCCCCCAUAUAUGGGGCACACGCUUAGACUGUUAGGCCAGCAGCGUCCCAAAAUCAGUGUUUUAAACAAACAAACCAUCCCCAUAUGUGAGGAUCUGAGGAUAAACCUUGUCUUCAUCUAACAACAUGGAUUCUGAGGCUGGUGGUGUUUGUGUUUCGUCUCUUGGGGCUGUUUGUUCGCUUAUUUCUGACUUUGGCCAUGCAGGCAGCCAUGCUAGCUAAGCUUUUUUGAAUGCAUUCAGCUGUUGCCUCUUAUAUUUUGGACAUAGACCUUUUCCCUGUUGGUAUCUAAAGCCUGCUCAGACAUGAUUGAUUGAUUAGUCGAUACUACUCCUACUGCAAAUAAAACCAAACAUUUCUGAUGCCAAGGUGUUGUCCCGAGCCAACAGAUUUAAGGAGAGAUUGAUUCUCUGUGAAUACAUCCAAAAAUGUUUGAAUUCAUGAGGUUUUUAUCUUUGUAUUCUCUAAUCAGUUUGUCCAUAUUGUAGUCUGUAGGUCUGUCUAUUCAAAGUUAGUGGAGAUAAAGUUUGAGAGCAGAUUCGAGCUAAUGUUGGUGCAAACUUUCUGUACAUACAACAUAUUUCUGUGAGGGUUCAGUUAUCAUGACAAGAAGGUGGACAUGUGGAAGCAGCCAAAUAAAGUUUCUCCGGUAUUCUACUUCAUACUGUCAAGAAACAGACUGACUGACAGGCUGUGUUAUCCUGUGUUUGUUUCCUGGCACCAUCUGCAUGGACUGAGAGCAAAAUGCUGGACUCUGCAGUUUUAACCAUAGCUGGCAGAGAAGCAAGACAGAGGAGAACCAGAGAAUUCAUCAGGGAAGCUACCAAAACACAGCACUGUCCGUGUUUUGACAUUUCCCAGAGCAGCUUUCACCUCUCGCUAAAUAGCAUUACAGCUUCACAAUAGGUAGGUUGUUUUGGCUGCUCGGUCCAUCAGUCUUGGCUCGAUCACCUCCACAUGUGACCCGGGUCCAGGUUUGACGGUGUGAGCUGAAGUUGUUUUUGUGUGUUCAUUCCACUCCGUACCAUUUCAUUCCAUUCCAGGUGGAUGCCUGAGCGUCCCCACACUGCCCUCCUGCUCAACCCUGACCUGUCUCCAGCGUAAACAGCAGAUCCUCACCUCUCACCCCAUCUGGCUUUACCUGAUAAUCUGUCUCUGUGGAUCACCCCUCACCCUUUUUUUCCUCUUCUCUGUCUCCCUCACUUGCUCACAUUCUCUCCAGAAACCAGGUUUUUGCGUUACCCCUCGCCCUGAUCUCUGACCCCAGUCAGAUUAGAGUGGUCGGCGUUUCAAAUGCGGCAGCAGAUUGAGUAGCAUCUGUGACCUUUCUCUGCAUUUCUGUUCCCUGCCCUGCUGUGAAAUAUCCCUUUAGAAGCAAAACAAAGCCAGUUAGAUGGCACUCACUCAGGUAUGAGCUGUUUUUCAGCAGAUGUUAUUGUCUUGGACUGAAACUGUACCUUGGUUAAUGGGCUGAAUAAUCAAGGUGUCCUCUGAGCUGUGAGGGCCAAUGAUGGAUAGUUAAAUUGCGUUUGCCUUUGGAGGCAUUGUGACCCUUGCUGUUUUUUUUAUCAUUUAGAUUAAAGAUAAAAUGUUACUGAUUUGUAUACAACCAAAAACCCACAAAACAUGUAUGCUGUGGGCAUUUGAAGGGUCAUAAAUCAGCAACACACUGUGCAUCUGUGCAACCGUAUAAGUUUGAAUCACAAAGAACUCUCUGUAGCACUCUGUGAAGUCACUGUAUGAAGGCAAGUGUAAGACAAAACAUCAAAAAAUUAGACUGACCACAAUUUGGAUCUGAUAAACAUUACUGACAGUGGAGCUGCACAAUUAAGCUUUUAAUCACCGAAACAGCUCUCACCUUAACUUGAUCAUUAUGAGCUCAGACUGGUGUGCAACAAAAUGUGGGAGUGUAAAGAAGGCUGCAAAAGUCAAUCAUGGACUUCUUGAUCUUCUACAUGUUGUGCUACAACACUAUGAACUAUCAUGCAGCCAUGGCUGGAGAGAGGAGAGCAGGGAAGGGAGCUGGAGGAGGAAGGUAUGGAUAAAAGACUGACUUAUAACAGCCUCUCCUCCAGGGGGCAGCGCAGAAGUUUUGACCUCAGUAAACAAACAGCUGCCAGGAAAACAUGGUUGCAGAAGACCAAGAAGUGAUCCCCUGAAAUGGUUUGUUGGUUUUAGAAGUAGUCCACAUUUAGGGCAAGUUACACUAAGCAAGACAAACAAUAUGCAAAGAGUGUGUGUCAGCUGUUUUGACAGGUUUGAUACUCUUGCAGAAAGGGUGAUACAUUGUGUUGAAUUUAGGGGAACAUCUCAAACUCAGGGUGACAGGGUUCUGUUUUGUCAGAGAUCCGUUAUUUGCAGUCAUGUUGUAAAGUAACCUAAAGCCUCAUGUCAGUUUCUUUCUAUGUACUAUGCCCUGCUGACUUGGGUGUAGUCCCCUUAUUUCAGGUCUUGUUCACCUCUGCAAGGUUGUAAACCAACUCCAAGCUUCAAAUGUAAAGGAGUUAACAUUGAGCACAUGACGACCAUCUCUACAGUCCAGAGAAACAUAAACAAACUCGAUGCAAGGACAGACUUGGCCAGGGACGAGUCUGAUCACUCAGAUGAGUUUAGACAAACUUGAUUGAUAGACCAUCGUCUGUGAAGCACUUUCUCAAAUUGUUCUUUUUUUUUCAAGUGGUCAGACAGAAAACCUCUUCUGAAUGAUGGACACGGCAGCUACAGGUCUCUUUUAAUAGAAUGUAACAGAAUAUGACUGUCACUGGUUCAUCAGCAAGUAUGUAAACCCCUCACCCUCUCCUAAAUCGUGAACUGGUGAAGGUUUGAGUUGUUAACAUGCUGGUGAAGCAGGUAGAAGCUUACACUGUAAGAAAAGAACUGGUGAGAGGAUAAUGUAAACACACAAAAGGACAUGCUUAAAUACUCUUUUAAAUAUUAACACUGGUUUUCUUAAGUUAUUAAAGAGUUUUUUGUCUAUUCUCAGCUCUGUUAAAAGAAUAAGUGCUAGAGGCAGCAGUUGGAGAAUGUACCUGUGUCAAACGGCAGCCUCAGUGGAGUUUUUCUUAUAAAGUUUUGAUGCUUGAAAAGAUUUACUUUUCAAGGUUGAAUAAGAGUCCUAUAUUCAUUCUUCAUCUUUAUUUGAAAUUUGUUUUACCUGGAAGGUUUGAUUCAGGUUAAAAAUCUCUUACAAGAGCAUCCUGGUCAAGAUCAGCAGCUGCACGUUCAACAAGUUGUAAGACAACACAGAACCGUUUCAAACACACAUCCUGGAUCAGAGAUAGUAAGGCUGUACCUGUUAGUGUGAGAAGUUACUUAUGUCAGAAGACAAAGGUAUUGUAGGCUGUUCGCUGCUCCCCCAGCUGUCAAUACACACCUUUUCCCCUUAAAGUCCAACUGUAAACUUUCACAUGGUGGAGUAAGGGGGAAACCUUCGCCCCUGUCCCUUUCUCCUUCUUUCUAUAGCCACAUAAAAAUGCUCAGAGGAAAACAUGUCCCAUGGUUUUAUUCCACUCUGUACUCAGCCAAAGUCACAGUCAAACUGGAGUCAACUAUCCACACAGAGAAGGAAUAUCUCCAGUUUUAUGGAGUCGUUAAUGCGGUAGGGGCACUGUAUAAAUAAUCUCCCUGCACAGAAACACUUCCAGCUGUUUUAUAAUAUGCCCUUUGCAGUUUUUCUUUUCUUCUCCUUAUUUUUGCAUGGAGAAAGCAUCUUUCCCAGACUGCUCAGAGAUUUUUUUGUAUUGAGAAAAUAUGGUGUUGAACAUUUGCCUUUGAGAAGCAUCCAGAUUGUUGCACUUAAUGUUGAUUGGUAUUACAGAGUGAAGCAAGAGCUCUGAAUCAAGAGCUGCAUUUGAAGUCAGAUUAUAAUGUGAAAGUUAAGCCCAAGAGUCUGUUUACAAUUAGACCCUCUGAAGCAUUCCUCUGUAAUCUCUCCCUCCCUCUGAUAUAAAGAUACAGUAUUGAUAUAAAUGCAGGGACUUUUGUUUUUAAAGCCAUACCUGUGGCUUGUGAUUGAUGGAUGGAAACUGUACGGUAGAUUUGGAUAAUAUAGACUUGUUUAAAACCUCACUCUGAGGUUAAAGUUUCCCCAUAGAGUUCAGCAGUAUUUUGGAUCAACACAGAAUGGUGAUCCUCAGAGUGGAACAGCCUUAUUUCUCUUGGAUAACCUUGAAAUAUUUUUGUGAACAAGGGAUGAUAAAGUAAAUCUGGGGCUUUUUUCAGGGGCAUCCUUAUUGCCUCUGGCCAGGUUGCAGUCCUGGCCAGUGGAGGGGGAGGUGGAAAGGGGAGCCCCUCCUCAUCUGGUAAAGAUACUGCCGUUGGGCAGCUUUCACGCUCCACCGGCUGAUCCUUCCAGGAAGUGAGGGGGGGGUAUAUGGAGCCCCCUGCAGAGCCUCAGCAUGUACCACGGCAGCAUGCUGGGCCCAAAUCAAAGGGGGCAGUCUGUCCUUAGCCUAAGGGAGAGUGAGUGUACUGUGUGUGACCACAGAGUCAUGGGUAAUAGGACAGCUUGUCACACAUGUGCAGAUGUCUGUAACUCUGCUUGUCUGCUGCUGGGGUUGCACAAAAGGAUGAGACCUUGAAGAGUGAGGUCACAUGGAUACUCAAGAUCCUGAAAGCUUUCAGAAAAUAUCACAGGAAGUCAUAAAGCCAUCUAAUUUAUGACUAUUAAGUCUGAUUGAUGAAACUAAUUUAAUACCGCAGCUAAAACAGAGUUUCUUUGCCACAUUGGUUGUUAUUAAAGAUGAGGGAAAAGGGUGAAACUGGUAGUAUAAGCAGAAUCUUGUUGUCAAUUCUUGACUGAAAUGUUCCCUUGCUCACCCCUCCUGUCAGUUAUGGUGGCCUUUAAGGAAAAUGGUUCUCCUGUGAUGCACAAGAGUUUGAUCCCUAUUGUUUUUACUAUCAAAAAAGUCUAGCAAGCUCUUUUCCUCUUCUUCCUUUCAUUGAUCAAGUCUGCUCUGUGAAAUUUUGCACCUGCUCAGUGUCUCACGGUCUUUGCUGCUGUUCUCCCUGCCUUAGCUUUUCACAUAUACAAAAUAAAAAUAAAAAACAGAGGGGAAGUGUGCUCCCCCUGCCUCAGACUUGAACAAUCCAAGUAAAGCCUCUGUUCUGUACCUCCAGAGCCUUGUCUUUGCUGUUGCUCUUCCUGCUUUGACUUUUUAUGUAUUCACAUGAAACAGAUCUUAAAUGUAAGUACAGGAGAUAAAAGCAUAGAACAGAAGACGGAGGUACAGUUAUUAGGUUUAAUCAUAGAUAACAGAAUGUCCUGGAAUAAUUAUAUUAAUCAGAGAGUAUUAAAGAUGGGAAGAGGCAUAGCUGUAGUUAGACACUGUAAGAAAUUUAUACCAAGUUACCUAAUCAAACAACUAACUUAAGCCUUGGUUCUAUCGCAUUUUGAUUAUGGUGCAGUCAUCUGGUCCAACACAACACAAAACAAUUUACACAAGCUACAAGUAACCCAAAAUAAAGCUGCUCGCAUGAUUCUUAACUGUCCAUACAGAACUAGUAGUACCAUAAAGCAUAAUCAGCUCACCUGGUUAAACGUUAAAAGCAAGCUACACUACUCGCUUUUAUCUUUAAUGAAAAAUAUUAUUACAAACAAAAUUCCAGUUACUCUCAUUAACACUUUAUCUUUUUUUUUCGGAGGUAGAACAACACUGUACGAGGCAGGUAUCAGAGGGCCGAUUUCGGCUGCCUCUAUGUAGAAGGAAUGCAAGGAAGGGAACAGUUCACUACAGAGCCAUGGUGGCAUGGAAUCGAUUACCAAAUUUUUUAAUCUUAAAUGAUAACAGAAGCUGUUUUAAUAAGAAAUUGAAAAUGUUUUUGUUUACUUAUGGGAUACCUUGACAACCUUCAAGAGCUUAGUUGGUUGAAACCCAAUGUAAUGAGAGCUUGGUUUGUCUCUCCACUUUUCUUUUAUUGUUCUGUAAAUAUUGUUUUGUGGUAGUGUUCUUCGAAGAGGAGGUAAAUGAUAGAGCUGCUGUGUGGAAGGAAUGAUGGAAAAGAUGAAAAUGUUCAGAGGUGUAGAUGGACCCCAGGAAGAAUAGUUGUGGCUCUUUGCUGUAACUAAUGGUGGAUCCAAAUAAACUGAAACGGAAACAGGGAGGAGGUGUGCUCUCCCAGUCCAAAACCAAAAAUGAUUUUUUGUUGGCAAAUAAUGAAUUAUCUUUGAAAACAGACAUAAUUAACUAAUAAGUCUCUAUUUUUUAUGUGAUUCUUUUUCAGUUGGUAGCCAUCCAGUAGAUCCCCUCAGAUGAAGAGCCUCCAGUUCCGGAGCAUUGCCCCCAAGGCCCCGGCCGUGGUGCCCUCCCCCUCACCUGCGGUCCUGUCCUGCCAGCCUCCCUCUGCCCUCCCGGAGGCUAGCACUGCCUCAAGCCCAAAGUCCAUUAUCGUUCCCACCCAAAACUAUGCAUUGAUGCAAAUAGCAGGUCAGGAUGGCACUUUCUCCCUGGUGGCACUGCCUCCAUCUGUUUCCUCCCAGACACCACAGCCACAGCAGCAACAAACCCAGUCAAUUCAAAGGACUCUCAAAUUGCCCAUUCCAAGGUACCAGCCAGCCAGGAGCAAGGGGACCACAGAUAAGGUCAAAUCACCACCACUUGCUGCCAGAAUGAAAACACCCUCCAAAACUUCUGCGGCAGCACAGUCAUCAAUGAGUUGUUUUUCAAAAGCCAUUAAAAAAGAACAGGAGACUAAGCACACCAAGGAAACCACAGCGCCUAAAGAGGAGCCUUCAGAGCAGGUGAUUCUGAUCGAACCAGCUGCCUCAGACAUCUCUGUUACCACUCUACUCCCAGACAAUGCUGUCCUUUACCCAGGUUCACAGUUAGAGCGAGCACCAGAAAGCUCCGAUCGACCUGCUACAACUGGCCUUAUUCAAAACCUUCAGUACUCUCCAGCUGCUGUCAAGAGCUCGCCAUGCAAAACUCCGGAGGAAAGUAAGACCAUAGUGAGGCUCUGCCAGUCUAAACCCACUGCAGCCCAGCCCCAGAGUAGUAUCACUGUCCUGUCCCCAGCUAUUUUCAGCAAAGCAGUCCAGAUUAUCCCGUCCCCACCAAAGGGUAAACUUCCUAUCCUACCCUACUCUAAAAUGAAGAGCGCCCUCAUCCCAGCAGCUAAACUUAACCUAUCCCCAGAGAAGAAGAGCUUCCCUUGCCAAACUGGACUCCCAAGCCCUUUAGAUCCUGUGUCCAAGACUGUUGAUAAAGCAGAAGCUUUAGGUCACAGUCAAGUGCCAAACUCCACUCUGCAGCCCCAAAACAAGACCACACUCAUGCCUGUGUUAGGAACCCUCCAGAAACCAUCCGCCAAGAAGAGGGGAAGGAAGAGAAAGACAAUGGAAGACAUCUUGGCAUUUGAGGCCAGAAAGAAAAGGUCCUUGUCUUUCUUCCGUAGACGGGUCCAAGAGAAACCACCAGCAGUUGUUUCAGGUUCCAAACAAAAGGAAGUAGAUAUUUCAAAGAAGUAUCGCAGCAUCCGGCCGAAACCCUUGUUGGUUAUGGAGACAGUUCCCCAAUUGGUUAGUCUGCCUGCCAUCAAUCCAGAUGGUCAAGACCAAGAACUUGUUCUGGGCCAUCAACUCCCCACCACUACCACAUCCAAGGCCCUGGACAGUCCUCAACCAGCUCCAGUGACACUCCACCUGAGAGGUGCCACCCACUCCAGAGUGUUCAUCGGCAGCCGCCCCAUCCAUCGCUGCCCAACCUGCAGCCGCUGUUUCCAGUUCAAGCAUCACCUUCAAAGCCACAUGAACAGUCACACCAACAGUCGGCCAUACGUAUGCCCGGUCUGCCGCAAAGCGUACGCUCACUCUGGCAGCCUGAGCACCCACAUGAAGCUUCACCACUCUGAGGUACGCACACGGCGGUCUCUAGGCUGCGAGUUCUGCGAGAAGGCCUUCGGAUAUGUUGGGGUUUACUUCAGUCACCUGAGAGAGGUCCACAAGGUGGUUCUGACUGUGGAGCCGUCCAUCAGCCACCAUGAGGAGGAUGUGUCCGUGGAAGGGUGAGAUUUUUCAUGAAUACUGUAACUCCAGCGUCUUUUACUUUCUUAAAAAAGGUUUUAUGUCAAGAUGUCAAUGAAGAAGGUAAACUAAGACGUGGUUUGCCAGAGUGAAUGACUUUUCCUAAACUGUCCUGAUGGUGUUGUUAUUGGACUUAAUUACUUCUUGUCCUCACUAGGGCCAACUCACUGGAACCAUCAGAAGACCAGGAUCGUGAAGACCCUGUGGAGCUGCAGAUCAAAUGUGGUCGCUGCCAAGCCAUCACUCCCACAUUUGCAGACAUGAAGAUGCACUUGCUGUACGUACACGGCGAGGAAGUCCAAGUUCAACUCCAAGAUGGUCAGCCAGUGCGGGAUGGCCUUGUGGCUGAGAAUGAGCUAGUAAAGCAUGCUGCCCACUACUGGCGACAGCUUAAUGAGAAGCGCAACCUGGUCAAGUGCGGUAACUGCGAUGAAGAGUUCUUCUCCUUCUCAAAACUCAAGAGGCACAUUAUGUCCCAUCACUGUGGGUCCACCUCAUCACCAGACAGCGGCAAAGGCCUUGGGGUCCUUGCAGCGGGUACUUCCUUCAACUGCGUACUUUGCAGCGAGGUAUUGGACACGAAAGAGGGGGUCAUGGGACACUGGAGGAGUCGCCACCACUGUGAGCAGCCCAGUUUGCUGUGGGACGCCCUAAGCUCCUACUCAGGCCAGGAGGAGGCUGAGGCUGACGGAGACUUGGACACACCUGCUCCAAGUCCACAUUAUCCAGCCUAACUGUUGGAUAAGCAGGGAGCCCCUUUGUGUGGGUCCCCCUCAUACACACUCAGUUAAUAUUUAGCAGCACAGGGAUAGAGAGUUUUCUUUAUGUAUUCUAACACGGGUUUCUAUUUUCAUGAAGUCAGACAGCUAGCUCACACCAAGAGAAAAUAAGGAGAAAAAGACCCACAACACCAGACUGAUGGUGAAAAUGAGUCUCUGUGUUACAAUUAAUAAGGGAUACCCUCUCCAGGUCACAGAAUACGAUUUUAUAAACAUUAUUUUCACAUUAUUUUAAUUGCACUGCUCUGUUUUGUUUUUGUUUUAAGGUAUUUAAUGUCCUGAUGUUUUUUUUUUUUUGUUUAGUUUUUUUUUUUUUUCUACUACUUAUUUAAAUAUCAUUAAAAGGGUAAUUUAUAACCAAGCUGAAGCAUUACAACUUUAGGUCAUGUCUCUCUAAACUCACGUGGUUUACAGCCAUGUAGAAGAUCUGGUCAUAUGUGUUGAGGUUUUUCAGGAGCCUGUUUAAUAUGUUUGCCUCCACCACUCUGAAUAUUUUCAACAGUAUAGGGAAGAGGCUAAAUCAGAAAUGAAGUCAGGGUCAACCAGUGUGUCCCCAGGCAAGUAUGAACAAAUUAGAAAUAAGUGCAAUUUAAUUGCAUUAAAAGUUUUAAAGGUAUUUCUGAACAGUAUGAGCACAAAAAAACAAACAAAAGAAUUACUGUUCACCAUAACUGUAUACAAACAGAGGCAGUGAUCUCAGAGACAACCUCUCGAUUAAAGCAGAUAAAUCUGCAUGGCUUGAUACCACCAUGAGAAAGUGAGGAAGUACUUCUCAUUUGGGUGUACUGGCCUUUUAUGAUACUGAGGCCACGUCCACACGUUCUCAGGUAUUUUUAAAAACAGACUUUAUUCUCAGUUUCUCAUGUCUACCAGUUUUUAAAUAUUUCUCUGUCCACACAGAAAUGCAGAAAAAGUUAAUGCACAUUUAAGCAUGCCAGGCCAGUAGGUGGUGAUAGUGUGAUCAGUCUGUCACAUCAAAUGCCAUAGAAGAACAAUGUAUGUCUCUUUCUUUUAACUUUGUGCAGAGUAUCAGAUUAAUACUUAAGAGCAUGAUGAUUUGUAUCUGCCCCCAUAUAAUGACAAUAAACAGCCUCAUGUCAGCUGUUUAUAUUUAUUUUUUUGCUCAUGCAAAUAUCUGUUCAUUACCUCUUCAGAACAACAAAACAGUUAAAAAAAAUCUCCAACUUGACUGGUAAAAAUGUCCUUUGUGACCAAAAGAUCAUUAAGUGACUUUAUUGUGUCUCAAACCCAGAGAUAAAUACGUUUUUGAAAAUAUCUGCAGACGUGGAUGGGGCCUGAGAAAUAUAAAGCUAUCAACAAGGACACAUCAUCUGCUCUCACACAGGCAGGAAAUUAACUUUGGAUGGUUGACUUUGGAUCGUUACAGGUAAAAAGACAUUGGUAUUAGAACUCAGACCUGUAAUGUAAUGUUGCUUCUUUGAUUGAACGUCUGUAUUUUACUCAUGACUUGAACUCUCACAGUGUGAUUUAAGGCAGUUUGGGGUCCUCCGCCAACCUGGACCCACAGAGGAACACUUAUCUUACCAGCACCCAAGUGAUAUCCUUGAGGCCUUCUGAAAAAAAAAAAAAAAACGUAGGUGUUUAUGCGUAAUGUGGCUUAUUGUCGGUGCGGUCCUCUGUAGGCCAAGUUCUAUCUCCUUGACUUGUUGAGUAAUGCCUAUACGUGUAUUCUGUGGUAUGCCAAGGGUCUAUUCACACUAGUGAUUGUAGAAGUGAAUUUUGCAUUUAAGCUUUCUAACCACUGACGGGAAACUUUUUGUUGACUUAGUAAACAUGCAAAGGAAAACAUGGUAUUGCCUACCUGUUAUUGCCAGCUCAUGUGCUCACCUGUGGAGUAGUGUGCAUCCAGACUCUGUUAUUAGAGUUCAUUUAAACUGUCGUCAAGUCCAGAAAAAUAUGCUAUUUUAUACUCUAGAUUAAUACAGAGGUCUUUUAGUAUAUUUAUGCUUGUUGGUACCUAAAGAACCAGCUCUGAGACGUUUCUUAUGUUUGCUUCUUCUGACUUUGGGGGAUGCUAAAUGUCUUCAUGGCAGUAGCUCUGCUAACAUUUGUCUGUGUUUAUCUUUCGUAUGAAGAAAAAAAAAACAACAGGGUCAAGUGAAUGUACCUGAAUGUUUAAAAAAAACCCUACCAAAAGUAUAUAUAUGCUAUAUAGACUUAUUCCAUAGAUAGAAUAUAUAGAUAUAUGGAGAAAAAAUAUAUAUAUUUACAUAGAGUAACUAGUGAAUCAGCUGCUUCGUUCUGUCACAGUGGAGGUCGGAAGCGAGAUAGUUAUAUCAUUGCCAAAACUGGCAACAAAAGCCAUGCAGAGCUGUCCUUAUGUGUCUGACACAAAACGUAGGACUGUUAAUAAAGGUCAAAGCACUGAUGUGUACGUGCCGCACUGAGUGGGUAAACUGUAGUUUACUGCUGAUCAUUGAAAACCACGUUUGAGUGUUUAUCAGUGAACUGUCCUUUGUUUUCAAGCCCUCAUCACAAACCAGGAAGUGACAGAAUUAAGGGUCAGACUCUUCUUUCCUCAGAUAAUAAAACAAACUUUACUGUCAGCACAAGUCGGGAGAUGAAAAAUCCCACAUGAGGGGAUACAACACAUUUUUGCUCACUUAAAAUGUUGACUGUGUCCAAAAAAUGACUGAAAAUGUUUGUGCUUGUGACUGUUUGUGUUCCUGAAGAACCUGAUGUUUAUGAUAAUAAAGGUAUGCUUUGUUCAGAC
Messenger RNA from Xyrichtys novacula (pearly razorfish), 61319 nucleotides. The record is from the annotation of a GenBank genome assembly. NCBI's taxonomy places the organism in Eukaryota, Metazoa, Chordata, Actinopteri, Labriformes, Labridae.